AUGGUGAUCCUGCUCAACUGUGUGACUCUGGGAAUGUACCAGCCCUGCGAGAACAUCGACUGCACCUCCGACCGUUGCCAGAUCCUGCAGGUGAGAACGAGUCGCAGUUUAAUGUGUCAAAUGAAGGGGGUAAAAGGGGCGGAGCUUAGGUCGAGGUCGUCAACAUUUACUGAUCAGAUCAAUCAGGUUUAAACUACUCUGGACUCAACGUUCCUCUGAGUUUGUUUUGGUCCGGUCUAUCUGGUCCUGCUCCCACUCCCUGGUUCUGAGUGUUCAGAUGGUCCGGGUGACCAGAACUGAACCUGGUCUGAUGGAUCCACAGGUUCUUGUUGGUUCUGGAGCUCAGAGGAUUGUGUUGUUGGAUUUAUCGAGGAGCUUAUCUGCAGCUUCUGUCUCAUCAUCAUCCUGGUCCUGAUGUGAGUUUUGUGUUGGGACCCUGGUCUGGGUCCAGCUGGCUCAGUCCUGUAGUCUACCUCCGGGAUCCUAAUCGUGUUUCACGGAUGUAAAUUUGGCGGCGUUAAUUUGAGGUGUGACGAGGACGCCCUGAUUCUGUCACAGGAGCGUUUGUUUGUUUGUCAGAUCUGUCUUCACCAUCAUCUCUUCUUUGUCCUCCUGGACGUCCAAACCUCUGAGAACCUCCAGAACAUUAAGACGGAUUAGGGUCCCAAACAAAACCCCCGUAGACCCGCUGAAGCUCAUUCAACACGUCCCAUUUUCUCUGCAUUUACACACAUCUCAAAUAAGCUGCCGCACACCUCCUCCUCCUCCUCCUCCUCCUCCUCCUGAUCCCAUCUCUGCUGCUCCCCAUGUUCCCUCCUCCCCCCUCGUCUCUCUAACAGGCUGAUUGUCUCCCCCGGUAGUGUGAGGGUCUUGUUCGGCUGGUUGCUAAUGGAAACAGGAGGGAUUUUGCUGACGGAGCUCAGAUUGUUAAGAGCGGCCCCGCACGCCUCUCUGGCCCUCGGUGAGACCCCCAAACCCCCCAACCCCCGCACCUCCUGAAGGACAGACUGCAGAAACCUGAAUAAAGGGUUAAUGAGGACUGAGAGUCCUGGACAGGUGGAGGAGGUGGAGGUGGAAUCAAUGCAGCGUCGGAUGAGAUGAUGAAGAUGAGAUCUGAGAGACCGGCCUCAUUAAAGUCUCAUCACAGGGUCAUCAACCGAAUACUGUUAACGUAGACCUGGUCCCUCAUUAGACCUGGUCCCUCAUUAGACCUGGUCCCUCGUUAGACCGGCUUCACGACUCUGAACUACGAUUGAGUUUUUAAUCUCUGAGAACUUUGACCUCACGACCCAACAAAGAGUCGGUCUAAGAGAAAGUCUCAUCAGCACCACUGAGAAAAUCAGGACGCCGUCUCUUUAAAUAAAGACCGAACUCUUUAUUUACAACCUCUAACCAAUGAGAGCUGAGACGCCGAGAACAGAGACGACAUUUAACAACCAAAGAGUUCUGAUAGGAACCAAACGGGUCAAACGUUCUGAUAGAGGAACAACUAAACAGAUAUGUAAACGUGUAACUAGUGGUCAUAUGUCUGUAAUGGUAGGUCCAUGACAGACCUCCUCAGACCUCCUCCUGGUCUCCUUCAUGAUCCUGAUGAUGCUGCUCUCUCUCUCCCUCUCUGAGCAGAGGUUGUAGGUGUUUCUCCUGAUGUUCUUCAGUGUUAUUUAGAGGAACAUUUGUCCUCCUGCGUUUCCUCUGACUCUCGUUCCUCAGAUAUUUAUGGUUUGAUGAGAAUAAACUCUCUCUAAACAUGACUAAGACAAAGUUCAUAGAGUUUGGAAAGAAACCAGUUUAACCAGAUCCAGAGGUUGAAGUGAGUAUUGAUAAUACGAAGAUAAGAGGGGUGUAAUCUCAGCUGGAAACCCCAAAUAGACUCUGUUAGGUUGAAGUUGGCUCGGAGUGGGUAGGAUACGACACAAAUUAAACCAUAAAACUUUAUACUUAUUAUACAAUACGCUUAUAUCACCAUAACUGACUUAUUGCAUAGAAGUCUGGGGAAAUACAAAAACGAAUUUACAACCUUUAUAUAUUAUACCAAAGAGAGUAAUAAAGAUUAUUAACAAGGUCGGAUUCUUCCAUCAUCUAAUGAACGGUUUCUGAAAUUAAGAGUAUUAAAAUUUAUCGAUCUAGUUGAAUUUAGAACUUCACCGACAAUGUAUAAAGAUAAUAACAAUCGACUCCCUGGUAAUAUACAGAGAGUGUUUAAUGGAAGAGAGGGAGGGUUUGUAUUAAGAGGGGAAUAGGUGUUGGUACCACACUAAAAAUCAUGUGUCUUUACGACUAACGCAGUUUAAAAGUAAAUUAAAACAGAAUUUGAUUGAAAAAUACAAACAGAAAUGAUUUUUGUUUUGCCACAUUUGUUAUAUUUUAUAUGAGUUUGGUACAAACGAGAGAUUUAAAGUAUUCUAGGUAGAUAUAUAUAAAGUCUAUAUUUGUGUGUAUAUACGUGUAUAUAGGUAUGGGUGUAUUUAUGUAUAUAUAAGGUCUUUGUUUCAGUAUUAAUGAUUAGUUAUAUAUUCAUGUUAGAGUUUGGAGCUCUGGUUACUUUUAGGCGACAUCAGAAAUCCUGAAGACGUGUAAAGAGUAAACGAACAGGAAGGAAUGAGGAGAAGAACAUGUAAGCUCAGAUAUAUUCAUCUCUAAAAAAUGUAGGGGACUUUGUGUCUUUAUUUGACCCAUUUACUGUCCUGAUGACCCUCUGCCUCUCCGCCCGUCUCCUCCCGGAGGAGCAGCUCCUGUUUCAGGUCAUGAGAGCGUCAGUCAGCGAACAUCCUCUUUAUAAAUCCUGUAAACGAUCAAACCUGAUCAGCUGACUGAGGAGCAGACAGAUAACUCUGAUGAACUCUCUCUCUCUCUCUCUCUCUCUCUCUCUCUCUCUGUCUCUCUCUCUCUCUCUCUCUCUCUCUGCAUUAUUUAUCCAAACAUCAUUAAACUCUCUCUGAUCCUCUCCUCUUUCUCCGUCAGCUCCGUCUGUGUGCUGUCAGUCAGUGAGGGGGGCGGGGCUACAGCGCCGUCUAACCGUGUUUGACAACGCCGAGUCAUGUUUUCACACGCCACGCUCAGUUAGUCUGAUAUUUAAAAAACAGGAAACACGAGAGAGAAACUGCAGCAUCAUCAUCAUCAUCAGGAGGAGGAAACUUGGAGGCACAUCCACCCAGUGUUACCAUGGAAACAGCUCUACCACUGCCUGCCGGGGGCUGAAGCAAACUUUUAUUAUUUAUGGUACAUGAUGACAGUGGGGGUGCAUACUGGUUAAACUGGGACUGAGUCCUGAUCACCACCUUUGACUCUCGAACACGUCCCAGUUUGAACCCUGAGGGGCGGGGCUUUAGUUCUGAGGGGGUCUGCAGAGCUGCAGUUCAGGACUCUGGAGGUCAACAUCAGACUUUGUUCUGCAGACUGAGUCGAUCUUUUCAAUCACACAUAGACUGUCUUCACCUAGAUCACACUCACACACAUAGACAGUCUUUACUUAGAUCACACACAUAGACAGUCUUCACUUAGAUCACAAUCGCACACAUAGACAGUCUUUACUUAGAUCACACUCACGCACAUAGACUGUCUUCACUUAGAUCACACUCAUAGACAGUCUUUACUUAGAUCACACUCAUAGACAGUCUUUACUUAGAUCACACUCACACACAUAGACAGUCUUUACUUAGAUCACACUCACACACAUAGACAGUCUUUACUUAGAUCACACUCAUAGACAGUCUUUACUUAGAUCACACUCAUAGACAGUCUUUACUUAGAUCACACUCACACACAUAGACAGUCUUUACUUAGAUCACACUCACACACAUAGACAGUCUUUACUUAGAUCACACACAUAGACAGUCUUCACUUAGAUCACACUCAUAGACAGUCUUUACUUAGAUCACACUCACACACAUAGACAGUCUUUACUUAGAUCACACACAUAGACAGUCUUCACUUAGAUCACACUCACAGACAGUCUUUACUUAGAUCACACUCACAGACAGUCUUUACUUAGAUCACACUCACACACAUAGACAGGCUUCACUUAGAUCACACUCAUAGACAAUCUUUACUUAGAUCACACUCACACACAUAGACAGUCUUUACUUAGAUCACACUCACACACAUAGACAGUCUUCACUUAGAUCACACUCAUAGACAGUCUUUACUUAGAUCACACUCAUAGACAGUCUUUACUUAGAUCACACUCACACACAUAGACAGUCUUUACUUAGAUCACACUCACACACAUAGACAGUUUUUACUUAGAUCACACUCAUAGACAGUCUUUACUUAGAUCACACUCAUAGACAGUCUUUACUUAGAUCACACUCACACACAUAGACAGUCUUCACUUAGAUCACACUCACACACAUAGACAGUCUUUACUUAGAUCACACACAUAGACAGUCUUCACUUAGAUCACAAUCGCACACAUAGACAGUCUUUACUUAGAUCACACUCACACACAUAGACAGUCUUCACUUAGAUCACACUCAUAGACAGUCUUUACUUAGAUCACACUCACACACAUAGACAGUCUUUACUUAGAUCACACUCACACACAUAGACAGUCUUCACUUAGAUCACACUCAUAGACAGUCUUUACUUAGAUCACACUCACACACAUAGACAGUCUUUACUUAGAUCACACUCACACACAUAGACAGUCUUCACCUAGAUCACACUCAUAGACAGUCUUUACUUAGAUCACACUCACACACAUAGACAGUCUUCACUUAGAUCACACUCAUAGACAGUCUUUACUUAGAUCACACUCACACACAUAGACAGGCUUCACUUAGAUCACACACAUAGACAAUCUUUACUUAGAUCACACUCACACACAUAGACAAUCUUUACUUAGAUCACACUCACACACAUAGACAGUCUUCACUUAGAUCACACUCACACACAUAGACAGUCUUUACUUAGAUCACACUCACACACAUAGACAGUCUUUACUUAGAUCACACUCACACACAUAGACAGUCUUCACCUAGAUCACACUCACACCUCUGUGGGGUCUCAGAGCACAGCAGGACAGUAAACCCAGAGCCUGGAGGGUGGGCUCCUGGUCCAGGACCUGUGUUUAGGGUAAACCAGGGUCAGACUAAGACCUUCAGAGACCGUCAGUGUCCGUGUUGUCCGUCCUCCUUCUUCUGUCCUUCAGACCUGCUCUCACUGAAGGACCCUGAUUCUCCUGGUUCACACAGAAACUUUAAACCCCCUGAACACAGAAGGAGGUUCUGGGGUCUGCGGGGUCCAUAAAAACCUGUCCUCCUCACUCUCCUCCAUCUGUGUCCUCCACAGGCCUUCGAUGCGUUCAUCUACAUCUUCUUUGCGUUGGAGAUGGUGGUGAAGAUGGUGGCUCUGGGGAUUUUCGGCAGUCGCUGUUACCUUGGAGACACCUGGAACAGGCUGGACUUCUUCAUCGUCAUGGCGGGGUGAGUCACUCAAUCCUCUUAGUCUUCAGCCGGAGCUUUAAUGUGGUCCUCAAACCAGAACCAGAACCAGGACCAACAAAUACUGCAGAUCACACUCAGGGCUAGUCCAGGCAGGCCGAAAGUCUGGACAGGGGUCUUUGUUGCUUCACCAGAGGGUCUAAGAGCGACGCCAAACGCCGACAUGACGCGGCGACACGAGUGUGAGCGCGGCAAGUGAGAGCUCUGAAGAUGAGCUGUGAUUGGUCCAUCAGACGCUUUAUACGGCGGAUAAACAGGCGAGGAGAGACGAAGUGAAAUAUAAGGCUGAGACAGAAAGCAAUUAAAGUGUGUGUGUGUGUGUGUGUGUGUGUGUGUGUGUGUGUGUAACAACAGACAAAGAAAGGAGGAGCAGACGGAGCGAGAGGUGGAGGAGGAACAUUUAUCUUCAUUUGAGCUGAAUCAGUUUUUCCUGAGUGGAUGUUCACAGAGUGUGUGUGUGUGUGUGUGUGUGUGUGUGUGCGCGUGUGUGUGUGUGUGUGUGUGUGUUGCCUGGGUUCACUUAAAGCCCUGUGAGUGAGUUUAAUCUGUCUGUGUGUUUGUAUUUGCUCUGAAAGCCUCUCCUCCUCUCCUCUCUUACUCUCCUCCUCUUCUCUCCUCCUCUCCUCCUCUCCUCCUCUCCUCUUGGCGGCUCCCAUUAGAUUAGCGUGGAGGCUAAUUCUGGAGGGCAGCGCCAAACUCACCCGCCAAAUCACAGCCGACAGUCCGCCAUGAGCUCCGUGUCUGUUAGCCGCGGGCCUCACCCCUCUCUCUCUCUCUCUCUCUCUCUCUCUCUCUCCCUCUCUCUCUCUCUCUCUCUCUCUCUCUCUCUUGCCCUCAUGCUCUGGUGAACAUCUUUCUUUUGUCAGUCCUGGUUCAGAGCGGUUCUGUCCUGACAGUAUAGGUCAACUCAGAGUCCUGAUCCAGGACCAGGUCUGACCCUCUCCUGCCCCCACAGAGUUUCUCAGGAUUCUCUCGGCGUGGACUCAUGUGUUCACUCUCUCACCCUCUCAUGCUGACCUUUAACCUCCUGCUCUCUGUCAUCAGAGGACAGCAGCUCAGGUUCAUCCCUCUCUCUCUCUGACCUGUUCAGAUGUUCUCAGGAGCUCCUGUGACUUUGUUCUUCUCCCUCAGAACCAAAUAGAACAGAACCUGCUGGAGCUGAACUCACUGUUUCACAUUUUCACCGUUUCAUUUUUUCACUUUUCACGUUUCCACCUUUUUCCCUUUUGCUGUUUUACUUUUUCACUUUUCCCUUUUUUUACAUUUUCCCUUUUUUUCUGUUUCAAGUUUCCACUGUUUCACUUUUUCACAUUUUCUAUUUUUUUAACUGUCUCCUCUUUUAACUGUUUCAGAGUUUUACAUUUUUUAUUUUUCAUUGUUUCAUGUUUUCACUUUUUUCACUUCUUCACAUUUUCAUUUAUUUUCAAAUUUUAAAGUUAAUUCUGUUUCAUGUUUACUUUUUCACUGUUUCACUUUUUUUACAUUUUUACCUUUUUUCACAUUUUUCACUUUUUCACAUUUUUACUUUUUUUCACAUUUUUUCACUUUUUCACAUUUUUUCACUUUUUCACAUUUUUACUUUUUUUCACAUUUUUUCACUUUUUCACAUUUUUACUUUUUUUUCACAUUUUUUUACUUUUUCACUUUUUCACUUUUUUCACUUUUUUUCACUUUUUCACAUUUUUUCACUUUUUCACAUUUUUACUUUUUUUCACAUUUUUACUUUUUUUCACAUUUUUACUUUUUUUCACAUUUUUUCACUUUUUCACAUUCUUUCACUUUUUCACAUUUUUUCACUUUUUUCACUGUUUCCUGAUUUUCCCCGACAUCCUGUCAGAUGAGUUCGUUCCUGCUCCGUCAGAGCAGUUCCUCACGAUGAUCUCCUCAGUUAGAGACGUGGUUUUUAGAUCUUCUUCUUCUUCAUCUCUGCCGUUUUAAAUCUUCAUGAACUCUUUACUGGGUUCUAAACUGGGCCUCCACACACACACACACACACACACACACACAUUAAAGCGUGGAUGAAGGCGUCAUGAGUGUGAAAAAUAGAGAACAAUCAGAAAACAGACGCUUCCGGCGGUCCGCUAAUUACCCUCGCCAACACAGCGGUCUGACUGAUGUUCACGGAGAGACACACUUCUGUAGAGCGUGCGCACACAUGCACACAUGCGUGCACACACACACACACGUCAGUUCUCUCUCUCUCUCUGCAGGUCUCUGUCUGACGGCUCUCUCCGUUGCUCAGAUAUUUCUUCCUGUCGUUGUUGAGGCUGUUUUUUCUUUUUGAUAAUCAGCCUGUAAAGUCAGACCUGAGUGUCGUGCCUGUUUGCUCCCUCAGAGGACGACACGUCCUGUUCUGAUUGGCUGAGAUCUCCCAGGGUGACUCUGUGACCUUCUGUCCGCUCUCUCAUCAUUAGAGCUUCCUCACAUCCUCGUCUGUUUUCAGGGCGGUUGUAAAAACAGAACCGGUUCCAUCGCGCUGCCGUGCGGCGUUUCUGUCAUUUUCAACACGCCAUGAGCUCUCUCGAAGAUCUCUCCAGUCUGGCGCUGGCGGGGUUUCACAGUGAGAGCAGAGGAAUUAGAUUGUUGUUACAAAUCGACCAAUGAGAGAGUGUUUAAGCCGCGGCGUGAUGGAGCGUCCUCAGGUCUGUGUCAUCCUGUUGUCUGCUCUAACCGCGCCGCCUUCUCUGUGGGGUUAAUGAGGCGCCGCGUUACCGCCGAUGACACGCUCCGUCAGUCUGUGUGUGUGUGUGUGUGUGAGUGUGUGUGUGUGUGUGUGUGUGUGUGUUGACUCCUCUCAUUGAACACACAUGUAGAGUAGUGUGUGUCUGUGCUGAUGGCACCGCCUUGUUAUAAAGGUGUGUACAGUCACAGCUACACACACUCCUGUCUCACACACACAUUCCUGUCCACGUAUCAGACCGAGGUCCUGUCACGUUAAAGUGUUCUGGUUCUGAGGCCCUAAAAUCUCCUCCACGCUGAGGGACCGACUCGUUAACAGAUGCCAGACUCUGACUGAGCCACAACAUCCUGCAGGCAUCUCUCUCAGAAUAGACCUCCUCCUCCUCCUCCCCCUCCUCACCUCCCUUUCAUGUCUUUCUCCCUUUUGAUGCUUUGUCACUUCUUUAUCCCCCUGCCAAUCUCUCUGGAGCGGGUUACAGAGACGGUUUUAUUUCACAUGCAGACUCACGGCUCUGAGAUCAGCCGGUCCGGAUCAAAGACCGGACCGGCUGAUGUUAAACCAUGAGCCGGGAUCUGCGGUCCAGCUGGAACGCCCGUUAACCCUUUCUGUGCUGAAACCUAAACCUCUCUCUCUCUCUCUCUCUCUCAGGAUGGUGGAGUACUCACUGGACCUGCAGAACAUCAACCUGUCAGCCAUCCGGACCGUCAGAGUCCUGCGGCCUCUCAAAGCCAUCAACAGAGUACCGAGUGAGAACAUUUCUCUUCAUAUUAGAAACACAGCUGGUGAUUUUAAUGAUCAGGGAUGAAGUUGUUUUAGAGAUUUGAGUCUAAAAAAGUUUUAAAAAAUGUUAUAAAAAGAUGAUUUUAUGAACGUUUAUCUGCGUGUCCGUUUGGAGACAAAGAUGAAGCUUCAUCAUCUGGACCUGAAGGUUCACGGUCUCGUCCUCCGGGUUCUGCCUCUGAUGGAUUUGGGUUUGUUGGUUCUGUUUGUGGUUUUUUUGGGUCUGGUUCUCCUUCAGGUUCUGACUCCAUGUGUUUGCAUUGAUCCCGGUCUCUUUGGACCCCCCUGUGCCCCCUUCUCAAACGUGGAUUUUAUUCCGUUCAGACCCGGAGUCUCGUCUUGAUCAGAUCUUCUAACCCUCCAUUAUCGACCUCUUCCUCGUCCUCCUCAUCCCAAACUCUCUCCUCGGAGAACUUUUUAAAUUCUGAUCGAUUUCUUCGUUCCGCUCCUCCAUCAGGAACCUCCUAAUCAUCCUGAGGACCAAUUAGCCGUCGGGGCGCGGAUCGAGCACGUUAGCAUCAGCAGAUCAAGCUAGUUUCAGAUCAUAGAGUUUUGGCGGUGGCGGCGGCGUUUCUCCUCUGUUGGAUGGAAUUGGUGAGAAACUGAGGGAGAGCCAGACAGGACAGGAGCAGGAGGCUCGAUAAAGAGGAGCAGAUGGGGGUCUGAGGAGGACAGGAGGAGGAGGAGGAGUCAUGUGGUCUUCAGUAAACAGCUCAGACGGGGAGGUGAAAAUGGGUUUCCAUUGUGGUGUGAGGAGGACAUCCAUCUCUAUCAGGGAGCAGCAGGAGGUGGAGAACAAGCCGCUCACAGGAGGAGAGAUGGAUGGAGGAGAGAGAGGGAGGGAGAGACGAGGAGGGAGGAGGAAAGGAACAAAAGGAGGAGAAAGACAUGAACGCCCCCCGAUUCUCUCUCUUUAACUUUCAUCUGCUCUUUUAUUUAGAUAUUUUCUCCUCUUUUCUCCUCCUCUCCUCUUCUCCUCCUCUUUUCAUCCCUUCUUUCAGCUCCCCCCUUUUCUUCAGCACAGCCUCGGGUCCUGUCUCCUCCUCCUCCUCCUCCUCCUCCCCUCCCCUCGUCUCCCCCUCUCCUCACCCAAUUAGGUCUGAUGGGACAGUGGUCUAAUGACGGAGACCCCGGGGAACAAACACAUUUAGUCCUGCCUCUGGAGACACACACACACGCACGUGCGCACACACACACACACACACACACACACACACACACACACACACACACACACACACACUCACACACAGUGAGGCGGCUGUUCUCCUUUUAAUACUCGAUGAGGAGGUGAAUCAGCCGGAGGGAGGAGUCGGUCUCUGAGGAUCAGAUUAAAACCAUCACUUUAUUUUGGACCAGAUCGACCCGCUGGUGUCAGAACUCAGGGUCCAGGUCCUGCUGAGUCCGGACUCUCCGUCCUCAGGAUGAGUGUUCGGUUACAGAAGAACCUGAACCUUAAAUAUGAGACCUGAGGAUCAGCUGGACGGGUGAACUGAAGACCGUGAGCUGGAGCGGAGACUGUAGACUACCUCUGAGCUCCUCCUCUUCAUCACUCCUCUUCUCUCUCCUCCUCUUCCUAGUUUCUCUCUCCUCUUCCUCCUCCUCCUCUUCAUCACUCCUCCUCCUCCUCCUCCUCUUCUUCACUGCUGUCACUCAGCCUGUCGGCGUUUUGCUUCAAGGCGGCGGAGUUUUUGGCGCAUUAACCCACCGUGGAGUUGUUAUUCACGAGUCUCAGCGUGUCACUAAAAACAAAAACACACCACACACACACAAACCUCCAAUCAGACUCAGGUGAGCGCACACACACACACACACACACACACACACACACUCCACCGUUUACGUCCCGGCGUGUCAUCGCAGCAGGAAAUGAGGUCAUCAGCGUUGACAGUUUGAAUCUGCAGCCGUCAGAAUAUCAGAGGAACGAUCAGGAACACGACAGGAGGACAGGAGCUGCACCUCCUCCUCCACCUCCUCCUUCAGGUGUGUGAUCAUGUGACCCUCUGUGACUCACAGGUAUGCGGAUCCUGGUGAACCUUCUCCUGGACACCCUCCCCAUGCUGGGUAACGUGCUGCUGCUCUGCUUCUUCGUCUUCUUCAUCUUCGGCAUCAUCGGCGUGCAGCUGUGGGCGGGGCUACUGAGGAACCGCUGCUACCUGGAGGAGAACUUCACCCUGUGAGUAAAACUGACCAUCUCUCUGUUUUUAUAUAUGUUUAUGUUUUAAAUAUAUAAUAUUUAAAUAUAUAUAAAAGCUCCUCUGAAGGUUCAGAGCUCGUCUGACUGAAGCAGCGUGAUCAGAAUCAGCUGCAGGCCUCCAUAUUCAUGACCCUCCACGGCGGCGCCGCCCGCUGUGUGUGUGAGCGUGUGUGUGUGUGACAGUCCCCCGUGUUCAGGUGUGUUUCUCUCUCGUGUUGCUGCCCCGCCCCCCUCCCCUCCUGAUGAGCGUGUUUUAAUGUCAGCUGCAGACGGCGCUCUGUGGUUGUGCUGACUCGGCGCUCUCUGAUGUCGAACAGCUAAACGAAAGACGACACGCGUCACCUUAAAGUUUAACGCCGACAUUAACCUCCGCGACCUUUACAGUAACGACGGUCAGGUUAUUCUAACCCGUGUUUUCUCCCAUCAUCCUCUCUGAUUCCUCUAACACUGAUGAUGACUGAGAAGAAGAGGGUCGUCGUCCGCCUGUUUUUUUGCAGACUUGUUCUCUGCAGGUUUGUCGGGGUUCUUAUUUCUUAAUUAGCGAGGUCGUUUAGCGUUAGCGCUGGAGGACUAUUAUGCUAACUAAAGAGCUAACAUUAGCGCUCUGAGAGGUUGAAGUGGACUGAGGGUCAAAGUCAAGAACCAGACUCACUCUGAAACUCCCCCAAAGACACACAUCCUCUCUUCUUCUUCUUCUUCUUCUUCUCUUUUUCUCGAGGCUGCCUCGUUAUCAAACUGGUUGUCAUGACCGCAGAGAGCGAGUCAAAAACAGCAUUUGGUCUUUAAAAGAGAGUUUGUUUAACUUUUACAGUCAGAGAAAAAGCUGGUCCUCCUCCUCCUCCUCCUCCUCCUCCUCUCUCCUCUCUCCUCUCUGUGUCGUGUCCUCCUCCUCUUCCCUCCUCCUCUUACCUCCUCCCCUCGGCCUCCAUCUUCACCUCCGUCGGUGUCAGCAGGUGUGUUCUCAGUGUGGAGCCCGGUUUGCAGCUGAUCCACGCUGUGCUCUGCCGGGUCAGCGGCGGGGGGGAAACAGCGCUCAUUCAUGCUCCGCUGGUCUGACAGCCCCCCCGCCCGUCCCUCUCCUCCUCCUCUCAUGUUCUCUCCAUCUUCAUCGCUGCCUCUGCACCAACAUCUUCUCUGAACUGACAGUUUGAAGGUCACUCAGAACUUUUCUCUGUUCUCUUCACAAACUCCGCAGAGAUGGGAGUCAGACGGUCUCACUGUAGACCCGCAGACCGGUCCUGGUCUCAGUCAGGGACCGCUGCGGUUUUAUUUAGCUCCUCUGAUUGAACUGGACUCUGUUUGGAGACAUGUGGAUCAGAACCAGCGGACAGGGUCCAGCCCAGACAUGAAAAUCCUCAUCAGACCAAAACAGACGGAAAAACAGGCAGAAGAUAAGUCCAGAAACAACGGAUGACCUUCAAGGAACGACAAACCGUCUGAAUGAAAGAGAGGAGAGAGAGAGGAAAGAGAGAGAAAGAAGAAAAAAGAGAGGAAAGAGAGAGAGAAAAAGAGAGAAAAAAGAUUAAAGGGAGUAAAGAGAGAAAAGAUAGAAAAGAGAGGAAAGAAAAGAAAAAAGAAAAAGAGAGGAAACAGAAAAAAGAGAAAAAAAGAAAAGAGUGGAAAAAGAGGAAAGAAAAAAAAGAGGAAAAAGAGAGAAAAAAGAUAAAAGAGAGGAAAGAGAACAGAGAAAAGAGAGAAGCAAGAAAAAAGAGGAAAGAAAGAGAGAAAAGAAAAAAAAUACAAUAAAAGAGAGGAAAGAAAGAAAGAUAAGAGGAAAAAGAAAAAGAGGAAAGAAAAGAGAAAACAGAAAAAGAAAAAGAGAGAAAAAUGAAUAAAGAAAGAAAAGAGAAAAAAGAGAUGAUACUGACACUAUUCAAUUUCAAUUUCAAUAAACUUUAUUAGCAUGACUGUUACUACAAUAUGACUAAAGUAAUUGAACACAUCAACAAUAACAACAAUAACAGUCAUAAUAAUAAUAAUAAUAAUAAUAAUAAUAAUAAUAAUAACAGUGUCAGUAUUAUUAAGUUGCAGUAAAAAAAACCUAUUGGUUCAUUUUUUAUUUUAUCAUAUUUGUUAUUAAUAUUAUUAUUGUUGUUAUUGUUGUUAUAAUGUAAUGCUUUGGUAAUAUUGUACAAACAGACAUGAGAAUAAAACUGAAAUUGAAAAUUGAGAUGAAAGAGGAAACAGAGAGAGAGAGAGGGAGAGAGAGAGUGAGGGUGUAAUCUGAGAGAAGAUGAGGGUCGACUGUACAGGUGUGUGUGUGUGUGUGUGUGUGUCAUGGAGCUGCUGAUGGAGAGGGUCUAUUUUAGUCUUAACAGCCCCCCCCCCCCCCGAGAGUGAGCAUCCACUGUGCGCCCUUAUUUACUCCACAGUCAUGUCAGAUCACUCUCACACACACACACACACACACACACACACACACACACAUACACAUACACCUAUCAGUCCUGACCGGCUCAGCAGUGUCUUUUCUCCAGACCAACAUCCUGCACGCAACCCACUUUUCACCGCCAGACCUGACCUAAUAGUGACCAUAGAGGCGGCACAUUAAUAGAGGCAGUGCAUUAAAAGAGGCGGAGCAUAAAUAGAGGCGGAGCGUUAAAAGAGGCGGUGUAUUAAGAGUCUACGGGCGUGCGACGAUUGUGUAGCUAACCAGGGGGAUACGUCGUUCGAGCCAAGCGUCAUCACAGCGAAUCUACCGCCGACUAAAUACAACGUUACAAAGCCGUCGGCGGUUUCACGGCGAAUAAUCGACUCAUCAGAACAUGAUUGGACAGAUAACAGAACUCUGAGAGUCUGAGAGUCUGCACGCCGUCAGCUGUACAGGUAUCACAGGAAGUAAAGAUGGAGGUAAUCACUCCAGAAUUUACAGCUGUGUGUGUGUGUGUGUGUGUGUGUGUGUGUGUGUGUGUGUGUGUGUGUGUGUGUGUGUGUGUGUGUGUGUGUGUGUGUGUUUGAGCUGAUUUCACGCCAGUGUACACACAAUCUCACACACACUUUCCACCUGACUUAGUUUACAUGAUUAAACAGCUGAACACUCCUCAAACAAACACACACACACACACACACACACACACACACACAGCGCCACCGCCGUCUCCACAUCAGGACGUUCUGUAGAAAUGUAGAGGACACGGUCCAACACCGGGUCAGUACCGGGUCUUUAAAGACGUGUUCAUCUGAGGACGGGACGACCUUCAGGCUUCAUCUGAGGUCGUUCACGGUUUUAUUAUAGAAAAUGAAAAUGAUCUGGUACGGAUCGUCGCCGGUCUCUGAUUCUGUUCUCAGACCCGGAGCCGUGAAAGUUUCUGGGCCCAGAGUGGAGGUUAGGUCUCUGAAGGACAGGUCUCUGCUGGUGCUGGACCCCCCCUCAGGCCUCGGGUUUUUCUCGGGUCCUGACCAAAGCCUGACCCCGCUCCUGUCAGCACGCCUUAAGCUCGCUGCUCUGGCUGAAGGCGCCGCUCGCCGGUUCAUAGCUGAGUCAGGUUUUCUCUCACGCUGAUCCAGAUCGUGGUCUGGACCAGGUUCUUUUCCUUCUCUGACACUAGAGUGAGAAAGCAGAGAAAGGUCCAGUAUCUGUGGUUGGGGCCGUAUCCAUGGCAACAGUCACCUGUGUGGAAAUAACAGACUGCUGCAGUGACCUGCUGUUCUGUACCGACCAAUCAGAAUCACGUCACUGACCGGGUUUCUCACCUUUGACCUCCACAGCUCCUCGGGGAUGACCCCGCCCCCUCCGUACUACCAGCCCGAGGAGGACGACGAGCGCCCCUUCAUCUGCUCGCUGGCGACCGAUAACGGCAUCAUGUCCUGUUCGGACGUGCCGGCGAGACGCGAAGGAGGACGCACGUGCUGCCUGGACAGAGAGGACGCCCUCCACCGGCAGUCUCUGGGCCUGAGUCCGGAGCCCAUCGCUAACGGGAGCGGCGCCGGCGAAGCUCUGGGUCUGUGCAUCAACUGGAACCAGUACUACACCCGCUGCCACACAGGAAGCAGUAACCCCCACAAGGGCGCCAUCAACUUCGACAACAUCGUGUACGCCUGGAUCGUCAUCUUCCAGGUGAGUUUGUGGUUAAACGUUGAAGAAGAUUCUGGAUCAGCAGCUCUGUAUGAAGUCAUGUGACCCGUCCUGUCCAAUCAGAUGUUUAUUGAUUAUCGUAUAAUCCUUUAAAGGGUUAAACUGUCAAAGCGACAGUCUUCGUUUCCUCUUCGUUAAAGUUUCCUGUCCUUAAACUCCUGUGAGACGUUUUCAGUGACGCUCUCUCCUCCUUCAGGUCAUCACUCUGGAGGGCUGGGUGGAGAUCAUGUACUACGUGAUGGACGCUCACUCCUUCUACAACUUCAUCUACUUCAUUUUACUCAUCAUCGUAAGUACACCUCCUCCUCCUCCUCCUCCUCCUCCUCCUCCUCAGCUGUGAUUUAUGAGUGUUUAUGAAUAUUUAAACACAGAGGUGUAGAUGAGACUCUGAGAUAUGACCAUCGAAGAAAGUAAGAGGACAUCUGUAACUCGGGCUGGGCGAUACAGGAGAAAGUUUAUCACGAUAUAUUUUUGUCAAUCAGUCGAUAUCGAUAAAUAUCAUGAUAUAAAAAAAAUCACUUGUCAAUUUUAAAUGACAGUGUUAAUUAGUAAUCUUCUGCAUCUGUAAGGUCUCUGUGUCUCUGACGUUUUGUCGGACUGAAUGUUCAUCUGUUUUAAAGUGCGAUGGUUGGGUGUAGCUGCUGUCUGCUAUGAUGCAGUUGUUUGAUACUUGGUUUUAAUUCAGAACAUUAAUUAAUUCUAGAAUUAAUGAAAACUGUCGAAAAGUAUAUUGAUCAUGUUUUAUAUCGGGGAAAUUAAUUUACGAUUUAUAUCGUUAUCGUUUUAUCGCCCUACUGUGGCCUCCACCAUGGAUGGUCUGAACGAGGAGAUCUUCUGCUGCAGGGUUGAUCCUAAAAGCUGUGAUAGUGAAUCUGCAGAGAUUUGAACCAUAAAGAGAGAGAGACAGAGAGAGAAGGAGAGAGAGAGACAGAGAGAGAGAGAGAGAAAGAGAGAGAGAGAGAGAGGAGAAAUGGAGGGUAAAUCUUCACACUAACAUACAAAAACACCGACGAGUAAUCAGAGAGGGAGAGCAGGCAGACUGACCCUCUCCUCCCUCUCAGCGUCCUCCUCCUCCUCCUCCUUCUCAGACUGAGGGGAGUCUUGGAUGGAGACUGCAGCUGUAGAUCUCCUCCUCCUCCUCCUCCUCCUCCUCCUCCUCCUCUCUCUGACUCCUCUGACCCGAGUCUGCUGUUCCAGAGAGAGUAAUCUAAAGCAGCCAAAGAUAGAAGACCUGAGGUCAGACUGGGAUCACCUGUCCUCUGUGUGUGUGUGUGUGUGUGUGUGUGUGUGUGUGUGUGUGUGUGUGUGUGUGUGAGGAGGCGUGGCCCCUCAUUGAUGCUGAGCUGUGAUUGGUUGGUUAACCUCAUUAGUGAUGAAGUCUUUGCAGUGAUUUCCACUCCGGAGUCCGGUCUGUUUGUACUGAUUGAUCUGCAUUUACACACACACACACACACACACACACACACACACACACACACACACACACACACACACACUCUUAGUGGUGAUCUGUGUGUGUGUGUGUUUUCCUGUGUGUGUGUUCAUGCAUAAUUCAUCUCUGAGUGUGUGUGAUGUCGGACCGCUGAUCAGAACCAGAGAGGAGACCCACUCAGAAAUCAAAGACCCUCACACCUGCAGACCUGCUCUGACCUGCAGGACGCAGAUGGGCGUCUCUCCUCCCUCUGCACACACACACACACACACACACACACACACACACACACACACACACACCCUCCCUCACCUCCUGCUGCACGUUUGAUCUUCUCUGCGGAUGAAAGUCUGUCGGUCGGUCUGAGGUCUCUGGAUUUUGUGGGCUCAGGUUUGAUGGAGUUUACCUGCUGGUGUGUGUGUGUGUGUGUGUGUGUGUGUGUGUGUGUGUGUGUGUGUGUGUGUGUGUGUGUGUGUGUGUGUGUGUGUGUUGCAUCAGUCCAGGCUCGAUCAGCUGAUAUUGAUCUAAUCAAUGUUCUGGAUCCAAUAAAAAACACUUAGUAACCCUUUACAAUAACCAUAACUUAUCAAUCGUAAACAGAUAGUUUAUUAAUAUUUAAUCAUCACUUAUAAAUACAAUAUAGACCAUUAAUUAGUAGUAAAUUUUAUCAUUUUAAAAAACAAAUAUUAACCAUUUAGGAGGAGGAGGAGGAGGAGGAGGAAGAGGUGGAGGACGGUCUGAGAGAGUCAAGCUCUUCAGACUCUGACCUCUGCCGUGGGCAUGUGUGGUCUCCGUCUGUCUGCUCCAAUCAGACGGGGUUUUGGUAGGAAGCCAGACCUCGGCGACCUUUAGCAUGAGCGCGAACAUUCCUACGGGGGAUUUGGCGAACGUUAGAGGAAGAGGUGGCGAGUGUGUGAGCGUGAGAGAGAACACAGACCUUCAGAAACCUCCUCUUCCUCUGAAUCAGGAACAUCAGCAGGUUCUGGAUCUGCUGCUGGAGGAUUUAGAUGAUCGUCUGAGUCUGAGCUCCUCCUUCUAUGAACUUUGACCUUAGAGAUCUUCUCCGCACAGUCCUCCGUCUCUGACCUUCUGUUUGUUCUUCCACGCCCCCUCAGAUCGGUUCCUUCUUCAUGAUCAACCUGUGCCUGGUCGUCAUCGCCACCCAGUUCUCGGAGACCAAGCAGCGGGAGCACCAGCUGAUGCAGGAGCAGAGGGCGCAGUGCCUGUCCUCCUCCACCCUCGCCAGCAUGGCGGAGCCCGGAGACUGCUACGAGGAGCUCUUCCAGCUGGUCUGCCACGUCCUCCGCAAGGCCAAGAGGAGGUCUGCCGCUCUGUACUACACGCUGAGGGGCAAACCGCCGCCUGUCAGCAGGGGGAACAGGCGAGGCGGAGGGAACGCGCACGGAGAUCGCCAUCAUUCCCGACAAUCCAGAGGUGAGACCGCCUGAGGGAUGUCUCAGACCUUUGUGUGACACUGAUUUGAGCUCUGUGUAUCUUUGCGCCAGAAGACUCUGGUCCUGAAGGAGGUGUGUGUGAAUGAAACAACAGACAAAGAUAUGUUUUUAUGUUUUCUAUUUAAAUAAUAUUUCAACAGAAUCAACAACAAAAAGAAAACAAAACAAUUAUUACAAUUUAAAGGAUGUUUGAGAUUUUGUCCAGGAGAAAAAAAGUGACCUUGCUUAGAAGUGAGCGGAGGGGCGGAGCUGCAGACAGCACUGAUGCUCUGCACUGUUUUAUAAUCAAUGAAUACACGUUCUGGACAUUUGAAGGAUUUUAUGAACUCCCCCAGACAGCCCCCCCAAAAGAGGACAUGUCCAGGCAAAAGAGGAUGUAUGGUCACCCCAACACACGGACCUUCAAUGUCAUUCAGGCUAUUCAGAUAAGCUGAAAACAAUCGCCCUCUAAAUCGGAAUAUUUGCUGUCCCAAAAAAAUAUAAAGUUCUCUAACUUGAGAGCUUACUGUAGAGUAAUACAAGUACAUCUCUAUAUGUUGGAGCAUGUUUCUGGUGUUUCCACCUUCGCAUGUUAUCACUGCUCGACAAACGUCGCACUGUUGUCGUCUUUAUGAGUUAAAUUAGGCCCCGCUUUAGGUCAUUUCUGCCUACUUCUGCCAUGUUUUUCCCUCUGUCCUUGUUCCGGAUCACAUAGACUGUUUUUCAAGGCACCCGGAGGAAAGGAAUCGUUAAGAUAAAAUGUAAAUGAUGUCGAUGGAUUGAACUAUUUGGAACCCGUUCUCAACAAGAACUGGUUCUUAAAUCCCAUCGCUGUAUAAUUUAUAGUCGUGAUGAGGGUGGAGUUGAUAGUGAUGAUCUACAGUCGGAUAAAAAAACCUCCUGAAUGAAUAUCAUUUUAACCAAAAAGAAAUUUAAUGUGGGUAUUACACACAAGCUUUAUAUAUUACUCAAUAUUCAAUAUUCAAAUACUCAAUCAAAAGAAAGUAUCAAUAAUUCAAGUUAAUAGAAUCUCAAGUGAACUUUAAACAUUUCCAAAAUAUCAAACAGUUACAAACCCAAGAAGAAAUAAAUACCAAUCUAGUUGUGCAACAUUAUCAUAAAUCAUGGAGCGAUUAUUCAGUAAUAGAGUUCAGCCUCCACCAAACCUCACUGCAGUUUAACAUGUUUCUACAAAAAAGUGCUAAAGCUGCUCAAAUUAACACGUCGCAGGGAAAAAAAUGAGCGACUGAAACGUCAAUCCAUGGCCUACAUUUUGGCUUUCUUCUCUUAACAACAUUAAAUACUGAACCUUGAUUUUCUUCGGUUUUACUCCCUCUCUUUAUUUCACCGUCCAACAGCGAACACGGCUGAAAACUCUGUGAGGUAUUUAAUGGUGUUAGUGACUGUUCUACAACAUCAUACAGGGUUUUUAAUGAAAGGACAGAACGCUCACCAAAGAUCAGGACAGUUUCAUACUCCUGUCUGUGUCUUUGCAGCCCACUGUCCUCACCAGAACAAACAGGACCACCCCUCACAGCCUCUGUCCAACUCCAUCAGCCUGAGCGUCCCCCAGAGUCCCGAGGACUGUCCCAUCUGUGCGCUAUCACUGAAAGAGGGGACGAAAACCGUGGGGGACUCUGCUCCCGGGGAGGAGGACGAGGAAGAGGAGGUGGUGAAAGAAACGGACAAGGAGGAGAACCAUCUAGAGGAGAGGGAGGAGAAGAAGAAGAAGAAGAGGAGGUCCUGCUUUGGACACUGCAGAGACAUGUGGGACGACAUCAGGAGGAAACUGUGGGGCAUCGUGGAGAGCAAGUACUUCAGCCGAGGGAUCAUGAUCGCCAUCCUCAUCAACACCAUCAGCAUGGGCAUCGAGCACCACAACCAGGUGAGACCAGGAACCAGGAACCAAAACAAAAGUGAACCAGGAACCAAAACAAGGCUAGAUCAGGAACUAAAACAGAGAGCACCACAACCAGGUGAGACCAGGAACCAGGUUAGACCAGGAACUAAAACAAGGUCAGACCAGGAACUGAGUCAGAGAGCACCACAACCAGGUGAGACCAGGAACCAGGAACCAAAACAAGGCUAGAUCAGGAACUAAAACAGAGAGCACCACAACCAGGUGGGACCAGGAACCAGGUUAUACCAGGAACUAAAACAAGGUCAGACCAGGAACUGAGUCAGUGAGCAUUACAACCAGGUGAGACCAGGAACCAGGAACCAAAACAAAAGUGAACCAGGAACCGAAACAAGGCUAGAUCAGGAACUAAAACAGAGAGCACCACAACCAGGUGAGACCAGGCACUAAGGCGGGUCAGACCAGGAACUGAAACAAGGUUAGACCAGGAACCAAAUCAGGUCAGAACGGGAACAGACUCCAACAAGCUGCUACAGGAACCUUCUCCUCCUUCAUUUCUUCCUCGUUCGUCAUCCGCUCUCUGUUUUCUCUCUCCUCAUCCUCCUUCAUAUCUCCUCAUCAUCCUUUAUUUCUCCUCUUCCUCCUUUAUUUCUCCCUCACUCUUCAUCCCCUCUCUGUUUUCUCUCUCCUCCUUCAUUUCUCCUCAUCCUCCUUCAUUUCUCUUCCUCCUUCAUUUCUCCUCUUUCUCCUUCAUUUCUCCCUCACUCUUCAUCCUCUCUCCUCUUUCUCCUCUUCUGUCUCUCUUAAUUCCUCUGUGAAUCCCGCUCUCCUGUCUUCACUUGCUCUUUUGUUCCCCGCCGCAUUUUUUUCUUCUUUUCUUCUUUCUUUCCUGCCUUCCUUCCUUUUAUCCUUCCUUCCCUCCUUCAGUCCUUACCCCAAGUGUCUCCUCUACUCUCUGACUCCCCUCCCCCCUCAGUUUCCCUCUGUCUGCUCCUCUUUCAUCCCUCCAUCCUCCCACUCGCUCUUUGACAGUCGUUGCUUUCUCUCUCGUCUCUGAAGACUCUAAAAAUAAAUGAGGGAUAUGGGGGGAGUGGAGGAAGAGAGAGGAGAGAGGAGAGAGGGGAGAGAAGAGAGGAGAGAGAGGAGGGAGAGGAGAAAGAGGAGAAAGAGGAGAGAGAGGCAGAUUCUGGUUACACAGAAGUUUUUAGUCCCUAAGUGACUCUGUGUCAGUGUGAGCAUGUGUGCAGAAACACACAUCAGUGUUCAGGGUCAUAGUCAGGUCAGGUCCAGAGUCAGUUCAGGGUCAGAGUCGGGUCAGGUCCAGAGUCGGUUCAGGUCCAGAGUCGGUUCAGGUCCAGAGUUGGUUCAGGUCCAGAGUCCUCCUCCCUCCACAGAAGAAAGUUGAACCUCAAACCAAGACUUGAUGAACUUCUCUGAAAACAGACAAACUCUGAUAUAAGGAGAAGGUUCGACUGUUAGAGAGGGUUAAUCUGAAACUCACUCACUCACUCACUCACUCACUCACUCACAGAUAUAUUAUUCAGUAGAGAGUGAACUGGGUUAAAGGUGAGGAGUGAAGUGAAGGAAGAGGAGGAGGUGGUGGAGGAGAGGAGGAGGUGUGCUAUUGUCUCUCUCUCUCCUCUAAUGGAGUAUUUUUCCUCCUCUUCUGUCACGUCGUCUUCCUCACCUGAACAAUCCCUCUCCUCCUUCAGCCCUCGUUCUGCUCGCUCGCUCUCCUCUGAUCGACAGGAGGAUAUUGAUCGGGAAGAGACGAGUCUGCCGGAUAAUGAGACUCAGAGUGAGGAGAAGGAGGGAAGGAGGGAAGGAGAGAGACUAGGAGAGAGACGGAUUAGGAGGGAGGUGUGAAAUGUGUUUUUCUCCGACAUGGUUUUCUAACUUUGGGAAGACUCACACACAGACACACACACACACACACACACAGUAUAUGAGAUGUGGUGAUACCAUGGAGCUAGUUCAGGCAGGUUCCUCCUGAUUCUCGGCUGUAAUUGAGCUCCAGGGUUUUAAGUCUCCAUCACCCUCUGAGCUCCUACAUUUCCCAGCAUGCACCUGCAGGCUCACACUAGAGCGGCCUUAGGUUACCAUGUCAGCAGCUAACUCCUCCUCCUUCUCCUCCAUCUUCUCCUUUGUGUGUUUCUCCACCCAGCCUGAAGAGCUGACCAACGUCCUGGAGAUCUGUAACAUCGUCUUCACCAGCAUGUUCACCCUGGAGAUGAUCCUCAAGCUGACCGCCUUCGGCUUCUUCGAGUACCUGAGGAACCCCUACAACAUCUUCGACGGGAUCAUCGUCAUCAUCAGGUAGAAACGCCGGAUUAGCCCCGCCCCUACGCAGCGCGUCCAGGCUGGUCCAGGUUAUCUGUGCUCCUGCAGAGUCAUUUCAGGAGAAGAUCAAACACGGUUGAUUUUGGGUUGUUGUUGCUCAAUACGUGAUUAGAUUCAAGAUCCGAUUCCUCGCUUGGUCACAUGCUCUCUUUGACUCCGCCCUUUCUUCUGUCGGUUAGCGUUUAUUUUUUGGAGUCCGUCUCCAUCACAGCUCCUGUAGACGAGUUGGAGCUACGGUAGAAGGGUGUGUCGAAUACAGCGAGGUGAUUGGAUGGAGAGGCGGAGCAGGAGAUUGACCAAUAGGAGCUGUCCGGGACGGAUGGCUCCUAUUGGUCAGUGUUUUUGCAGCCCUGCUCCUGAUAGGGUGAACGGAUUUUUUCCGAUCUUUUUUCGCUUCACUUUGUGGAGAUCAAACUAUAGGACCAUGGUCGCCAUAGAAACGAGGUUCAUAAUAAUUACAGAUCUCUGCAAUCGUCGACCAUGACUGUAAGGUUCCUGUAGAGACACGGAGAACCUUCAAGUCCAUGUGAGGUUGUUUCUUUUGUUCGGACUGAGUCUGUGUCUGCUGAGAGGAGUGAUUUAUUCUGCUUUAUAAUCCUCCUCUGAUCUGAUCUUAUCGAGUGUUUUCCUCCUUUUCUUUCAUUAAAACUCGUUUUUUAAUCUCCUCUCUCUCUCUCUCUCUCUCUCUCUCUCUCUCUCUCUCUCUCUCUCUCUCCGUUCAGUGUGUGCGAGAUCAUCGGGCAGGCAGACGGCGGCCUGUCGGUGCUCAGGACCUUCAGACUGCUCAGGGUCAUUAAGCUGGUGAGGUUCAUGCCGGCGCUGAGGCGACAGCUGGUGGUCCUGAUGAAGACGAUGGACAACGUGGCGACCUUCUGCAUGCUGCUCAUGCUCUUCAUCUUCAUCUUCAGGUAACAGAGCUGUUCUCCUCCUCCUCCUGCUGAUGGAGGAUUGUUUUUCUCAUGGUUUCAGGAUUUUGAACACUUCAAUAUUAAAUUAGGAUGUGCAGAUUACAGGAGGAUGGAUCGGUGCAGACAGACGUAGCCCGAGGCCUGAGCACAGUUUGUACAAAAUAACAGGAUUAACUUCCAAUUAUCGGAGUUUCACUGAAUUUUUACUCGAACCGUGUCUGAGCUCAGUCCAGACUCUCGCUCUCUCUCUGACCUGUAUCUGCUUCUCCAGGAUAAGAACUGAUGCCAGAGUUAGAGGGACCUAAACGGGUUUUUCUGUCCCCUGAAGGGGUCUGUAUUGGACCAGGUUUAACAUGUGAGUCCCUGCAGAAUCUGACCGAGGAGGCGAGAACCGUCAUAAAUGAAUCUAUUAAAAGACGGAGUUAAAUUUAUGAUUGAAUAUAUAAGUCAGAUAUAAACCACCCAUUAGUAAUGCUUUGACUCCCACAGUGUAAACUCUUUAUGUUUCAUAUAGAGGGUCCGUUUAACUAUAGAGCUCCUAAUUACAUUUCCAUAAAUCCCAUUAAAUAUCAAACAGGAGCUUUAAUGAGCGACCAGAUGGAGACGUUAGAGCGGACGUUAGACGGUAAUUUACUGUCAUUUAGAACCAGGCAGUCUAAUCUGUGACCAGCACACGUGUACACGCACACACACACACAUAUACAAGUGUACACACACAUGCACACAUAUACACAUGUACGCGCACACACACUCUUACAAACAUACACAUGCAUACAUUCACACGCAUAUAUAUAUACACAUGUACCUGCACAUGCAGACACAUAUGUGUACAUACACACACAUAAACACAUGCACACACACACACACACAUACAUACACACACAUGCACACGUGUACACACAUGCACACAUGUACACACAUGCAAACACACACACACACACACACACACACAUAUACACACAUGCACACAAAUAUACACAUGCACACGUACAUGCACAAACAUGCAAAAGCACACAUGCACAUACGUACAUGCACACAUGCACACACAUACACACGUACACAUGCAUGCACACACAUGCACACAUGUACACACAAACAUGCACACACAUGUUCACAUGUAUGUAUGCAAACACAUGCACACAUGUAAACACACACGUGCACACACACAUGCAUGCACACACACACACACACGCAUGUAUGCAAACACAUAUACACACACACGUACACAUACACACGUGCACCCAUGCACACAUAUACACACACACACACAUACACACACACACACACACACACACACACACACACACACACACACACACACACACACACUUCAGCUGCUCCAUCACAGUCAUCAGUAUUAAUCCUCUUUAUUAUCAGUUUUAUCAUAAUAUUAUCAGUUCUAUGAGUCUUUGAAUCAGACCUGCUUUAUAAGAACAAAAAUCUGAACAUGACAGAAACGAGCUCGGAGCAGCUCAGUCCUGCUUCUACCUAAACGUGCGCACGUGUGCUGCAGCUUCUAGAGUGUGUGUAUCUGUACCUGCCAAACAGCUUGCAGCAGAGCGGUCCAGCAUACAGUAGGUGUGCCAGCACAGAUGGCAGCAUAGCUUUAAGUCGGGUAAUGAUGGCAAAAGAAAGCAGCUCAGGCCCAUACAUCCAGGAGGAGUCCAGGAGGAGUCCAGGAGGAGACCAGGAGGAGCUGCACUGUUGAUGAGCAGACUGCAAACUGCUGCAGUGAGACAGUGAGGAAGGACACAGGAGAACCUGACAGUCAGCUCUGAAACAGAAAUAUGAACCUUCAUGUUUUUUAAUGUCAAAGUACAGGAACGUUAUAUUACGGUAUAACAGGAUACUGUCAGUACUAUUGGACGAUACAGUAUUACAGUCCUAUAAUAUACAAUUAAAAACUCCACCCACUUCUCUAAUGAACCAAUCAGAGAGCACAGAGUCGUUGUUUUCCUCACUCAGUGUGAAGAUCAUGAAUCGAAGCGUGGUCUCUGUUCCUCUACACGAUCAUCAGGAGCUCCUGACUCCUCAGUGUAGAUCGAUGGUCCUUCAGGACUUGUUUGUGGUAGUUUUGAUGUGAGAAGGUCUGACUGUGUUGCAGUAUCCUGGGGAUGCACAUCUUUGGCUGUAAGUUCAGCCUGAAGACAGAAGCAGGAGACACCGUCCCUGACAGGAAGAACUUUGACUCUCUACUGUGGGCCAUCGUCACCGUCUUUCAGGUGAUGAUAAAGACUCACUGUACACACACACACGCACACACACACACACACACACACACACACACACACACACACCACACACCUACACACACACACACGUGGGGAUACUUAUGGGAUUAUGAUCUCUGCAGAUUCUGACCCAGGAGGACUGGAACAUGGUGCUGUAUAACGGCAUGGCGUCCACCUCGCCGUUUGCCGCUCUCUACUUCGUGGCUCUGAUGACCUUUGGAAACUACGUGCUCUUUAAUCUCCUGGUGGCCAUCUUGGUUGAGGGUUUCCAAGCUGAGGUGAGACGUCUGCAGGUCUGCAGGUCACAGUCACCGUCCUCCUGGAGUAAAUCCAUGACAAAAAAAACAGACCAGAGUGAGGGACUGUGAAACCCCAAACUUAAAAACAGAAAAAAACGUUUGACUUUAAAAAAAAGGGAACAUCGAGGUCCAGAGAGAAGAACUACGGCUGCAGAAAAGAGGCGGGUUAGUCCUUUAAAAAAAUCGCAGCUUGGUCCUUUAAAAGGUUUGAAGUCAGAGUUGAUCCUGAUUCUGUGUUUCCGUUUUAUCAUAAACUGAUUUCUCUUGUUUUCAGAUGAUCUUGUGAUGAAUCUGUUUCUUCAGUAUCUGCUCCUCCUCUCUUUGCACCUCCUUUCCCUCCUCGUGUCCUAAUGUCCCUCUUCUUUCCUCCCUCUCUCCCUCUGCUCCUCACCCAGGGUGAUGCCAAUCGCUCCUACUCUGACGAUGACAGGUCUUCCUGUAAUUUUGAGGAGAACGAUAAGGAGAAGGACCCUCUGCAGCUCUCAGGUAUGUGUCCUCUGAUCUUCUCGUCAUGGUCGGAGUGGUCGUGGUCGUUCCUCAGCUGUUAAACAGAGACCUUCGAUAUUUCCUGAAACCCUCUGCCCCUCAGACGGACCGACAGUCCUGAUGGUAGCAGAUGUGUAAACACUCAGAGGUGGAGCUCCAGGGUCACUGUGUUCUCCUCCUGUUGUUUUAUCUCCACCUGUCUUUACUGUAAGCUGCUCAGACCUCAGCCCCCUCUCCUCCUCCUCCUCCUCCUCCUCCUCCUGAGGCGGCUGCAGGUUGGAGGAGCGUUUAGCAGCACAUUAGAGGAGUGUUUCUGAGGAGUCCUCCUGAGCCUAAAUGGGUCUUUAAACAGCAGCUUACCUGGCAGAGAAACCACAUUUGGACUGUUAAUGGUACCUGGAGACACCAGAGUCUCCUCUAAAUGGACCUUCUGUUUCCAUUAGAGGUUCCUCCCUGGAUCCUGUCAGCUGGUUCAGACUAAAUGCCCCCCCCCCCUCAGUCUCUGUAAAGGUUUCCUCUGACAUCUUUAAAUCCUUAAACUCGUUACUCUGCUCACCUGUCCAAUCUCUCCCUCCUCUCUCCCUCCUCUCUUGCCUCCUUGUUUCCUUUCCUCCAGACCCAAAGAUCUGCACCCUGACCCCUAAUGGACACCUGGACCUCCCCGCUCUGCCCUCCAGUCUGUUUCAGGGGGAGAGGCUGCCCUACCCUCUGGGCUCCAGGAAGAACAGCGUCAUUUCUCUGGGCAGAGCGAACCUGGAGCAGCGGACUGUGGUGAGUUAGAGCUGAUACCUGUGUGUGUGUGUGUGUGUGUGUGUGUGUGUGUGUGUGUGUGUGUGUGUGUGUGUGUGUGUGUGUGUGUGUGUGUGUGUGUGUGUGUGUGUGUGUGUGUGUGUGUGUGUGUGUGUGUGUGGGGAUGUGUGCUCUGUCUGCAUUGCCUCUAUAAUAUAGAGGUGAUGUGUGCUCUGUCUGCCUCGGCUCUAUUAAACAGAGGGGAGGUGUGCUCUGUCUGCAUUGCCUCUAUAAUAUAGAGGGGAGGUGUGCUCUGUCUGCCUUGACUCUAUAAUACAGAGGGGAGGUGUGUUCUGUCUGCCUCAGGCUCUAAAGAACAUAGGGGAGGUGUGCUCUGUCUGCAUUGCCUCUAUAAUAUAGAGGGGAUGUGUGCUCUGUCUGCCUCGGCUCUAUUAAACAGAGGGGAGGUGUGCUCUGUCUGCCUCAGUUUUUGAUAGUUCACAUUAAAAUGAAAAUACUCCUUUUCCCUCUCUGAGCGUCUCCCUGAUUGAUCUUGAAGUGGAUUUCUGGACUCCUCAAGCAGAGCUGGAUUUUGUGGGUUCCUCCUCAGUAGACUCUCAUGUGUUGAUAAGACUCCGGAGAACUUCCUCAUCCGUGUUUUCGCACCGAUGCACAGCAGUAACCUGUGGUCUCUGGAUUAGUUCUGGUCCAUAUUUGAGGUUCAGACUAACUGUGGAUCUUUCUCUCUUUCUCAGUAUCCGGGCCGGACCUAUCAGAGCUGGAGCCGCCCGUUUCACCCCCAGCCCCAGGCCUUGUGGGCCCGUCGGUCCAGCUGGAACAGCCUGGGAGGGUGCCGCCCCUGCUCCUCCUCCUCCCCCGCAGCCAGUCCAGUCCUGACCCCGCCCUCUGCCAGACCCUUCUAUGGUUACGGCCUGGCUGGUCUGGGCGGGAUGGUCGGAGGAAGUCUGCGCAUCCGUGGUCCCCGUGCGUCCUCGUCCCCGCACCGCCACCUCCACGGUGUCCACCCAGACGAGGUGGAGUCUCUGCUCUCCCCUCCCGCCGAGGCCCCUCACUCCCUCCACCUCCCCCACCCCGUGCUUCCAGGACCCUUCGCCCCCAGGAGGGACCGCAGAGCUCUGUCGCUGGAGCUGCCCAACCUGCUGCAAGUCCCGGGACAGCCGCACCCUCCACCCCCGCCACUCCAUCCACCGCCCCCCAUGACGCUCCAUGCUCCUCACAGGAAGAAGAGCUUCUCUGGGGGGGUGGUGAUCAGUGGGGGUGGUGGGCUCGACAGUCUGGAUGUUUCAGUGGGAAUACACCAGGACUGUAACGGAAAGACCCCCUUGUCUCUGCUUCUCCAGGCCUCUUCCAGGAACCAGUCCGAGCCGCCUGGGGGGGCCAACCCCCAGAACCAGCUGAUGGCCGAAGUCUUCCCCCAGGUCAACACCCGCAGCAAGAACCAGGAGGACCUGGACGACGACAUUGACUAUGUGAGAGACUGUCAGCUGACUGUGUGUGUGUGUGCGUGCGUGUGUGUGUGUGCGUGGGACCAUGACAGCGUUGACGGUCUUCCUGUCUGUUUGUUGCAGAGUUUGUGUUUCCGUAUCCAGAAGAUGUUGGAGGCGUACCGACCUGACUGGUGUGAGAGCAGAGAGGACUGGUCUGUGUUUUUGUUCUCCCCAGAGAACCGGUGAGUCCACGUUAUCAUUUACUGUCAGACCUGAAAAACCGUUCAGAGUUUAGGUAACAAUGAACGGUGAUGAAACUGUGACUGUUAUGAAGAACAGCUGAUUUAGACUCGGGUUCUGCUGGGUCUACUGGGUCUGAUGUGAGAUUUAAGAGAACAGAGAGGUGGAGGAGAAAUAUGAGAAAUAUGGAAAAUAUAAGUUAUAUAAAAAAUAACAGAAAAAUAUAUAAAUUUGAGAAAUAAAGGAAAAAAGAGAAAUAUGAGAAAUAACAGUAAUAUGGGAAAAAAUUGAAAUAUAAGAUAAAUGACAUAUAUAGGAAAUAUGUGAAAUAAAAGAAAAAUUGAAAAUAUGAGAAACAUGGAAAAUAUGAGGAAAAAAAGGAAAUAGAAAUAUAAAAAAUAUGUGAAAAUGAGAAAUGUAGGAAAUUUGGAAAAAGUAGAAAUAAAUGUUACAAUAUAUGAAAUAUGAGAAAAAAAUCAUUUAUAUAGGAAAAUUUGUGAAAUAUAGGAAAUAUGAGAAAUAUGAGAAAUAUAAGUAACAUGAGAAAAAAAUUGAAAUAUUAUAUAAACAACAAAUGUAGGAAAUUUGUGAAAUACAAGAAAUAUUGAAAACAAGAGAAAUAUGGAAAAUAUGAGAAAAAGAGGAAAAAUGAUACAUAUGAGAAAUAAAGGAGAAAUGGGAAAUAUGAGAAAUAAAGGUUAUACUAGAAAUAUGAGAAAAAAAUCAUUAAUAAAAAAAAUUGUGAACUAUAGGAAAUAUGAGAAAAAAAGAAAGUAUCUUUGAGUUUUGGAUGGGUUAUGUCUGAGUCCUUCUCUGAGUCCACAUUAUCUGGUUUGACUUCAGUGAAUUUUUGAUUUUCCUUUUCUUUGGUUUUGUUGGUUCGGGUCAGAAAAAUCGGUAGAUAAUCGGCGUAUUAUAUUGAGGAGAAGAACGAGGAGACAUGUAAGCUGAAGGAAACUCUGAUGAAGAUACAGGGACAAAGAUCAGGAGGACGGGCACUCAGGGGUUCAGUUCUUGGGUCACAUAUGCUGAACAUUAACGGGGUUCUGAUCCGGUCUUCUGAAGGACUAAAGAGUCUGAGAGUUUAUCUGAAUGUUCGGUCUGCAGAGGAGACACUGUUGAUGAUUUUAAUAAAAGGCAAUCAGAAGUCUCCAGAUUACUCUGUAAUAAACACAACAACCCCCCCACUCCCACUCCCACUCCCACAGCUCCAUUCACUUCAGCCUGUGUCCUUUUAUUCCCUCCAAUAAACACGACAGCAAACAGAUUUAAUUGCUUUUUGGCAGAACACUGUGACACACACACACACACACACACACACACACACACACACACACAGGAACUUUUGAAGUGCACGCUCAGUGUGUGUGUGUGUGUGUGUGUGUGUGCGCUCAGCAGUGUUGUGUGUUAGAGUAUUUAGAGUCAGAGUGAAGUACACGAGUCUGUUUACUCACUAAGGUGAGAAGGAGCUCACUCAGGACCCCCCUUCUCUGAUUGGAUGGUUUAAACAGGUGUGUGUGUGUGUGUGUGUGUGUGUGUGUGUGUGUGUGUGUGUGUGUGUGUGUGUGUGUGUGUGUUUCUGACAGCUGUGUGACCUGCUGAGACCUCCCCUCAGUCUCCGUGUCUUUCUCCUCCUCCUCCUCCAGGUUCCGUCAGAUCUGUCAGUCCAUCAUCGCCCAUAAGCUCUUCGACUACGUGGUUCUGGCCUUCAUCUUCUCCAACUGCAUCACGGUGGCUCUGGAGAGGCCCAAGAUCCUGCAGGGCAGCCUGGUAACUCAGUCUGUAGUUCUCGCUCUUUUCUACGGUGUACCUCCUGUUGAAACAUCUCUGCUGGUUCCACCUUCAGCCUCAAACCACAUCCAGAACUUUCUGGUUUCUGUCUCUGACUCUUCCUCUCUGUUUAGGAAAGAGUCUUCCUCACCAUCUCCAACUACAUCUUCACCGCCAUCUUUGUGGGCGAGAUGACCCUGAAGGUAAGAUCUCUCACCCCCAAUUUCCACCCCAUCUGGAACAGCAACGAUUUUCACUGUCCGCCAUUCCUACCAUUUGAUCUGUUUGUGAGGCGAAUUUCGUGGUGGAUUACGGACAGCGGGAAUCGCGAGAACUCACAAGAACCUGCAGAUUCACGUUCAAUCGCACGAUAACGAGUUGUCUCUAUAAAGACAGACACAUAGACAUAUAAGCAGUAGAUUGUGUCCUUCCAGAGGAGGAAAUCUACUUCUAGACUUCUAGAAUCAGCAUCUCCUCAUCCAUGGUGUCAUCGGGGUGAAAUGACGUCUAAAAACCUUUCACUUGUUCGUCUCCGCCCUUUCCAGCAUGGGUUAAUCUGUGCCGAAUUUAUCCGCCAUGCUCCGGCGUCCAAAAACAUUCGAACUCUUGUGAUCAGCUGUUGAGUCCGGCGAUCCGCAGAGGAACGGAAAGAAGUCGGUGUAAAUUGACACGUUAACUUGAAUGUUUACGAUCAGCUACGAUCGGAGGAUACGACCUUUUAGGAGACGAUCAGGAUGAAGGCGUAAUUUGGCGGUAAAACUCCUGAUGUGAGUCUGAAGCGUUUUACUGUUUCCUCUGGGUCCCCCUGUCCGUCUAGACCAGACACUCUUCCUUCUCUCUUCCUGUCCUCCCUCUGUUUCCUGUUUUCUCACUGAAAGGCUUCGGCACAAACGGUCCAUUAAUUUUGCACUCUCCCACCAUCAAUUAUUAACCAAUCCCGGCCCGUCAAAGAGCCGCAGACUUGUCAGCCCCCUCGCCGAGCCGAACACGUCCCCCCCUGAGUCCUGGUCUGUCUUCACCCCGUGCGUCUGUGUCCUGUCUGUUGCAUUAAUCUCUCUGCAGGACUCCACCGCAGAGCUUUAACAGAUCCACAGAAACCGUCUCAGCAGGGCCCGGGAUCGGUCGGGAUGAUGCAGAACUUUAUUUAAUGAGGCCCAAUCAGAGUCCUGGUCCUGGCGGCGCUGGUGGAUGUAGGAGUGAGCGAUGCUUUAGUGCGUGGAAGUUUGAGCCGAGUCAGCAGAGUGCCGAGGUCAGCGUGUUUUUGGAAGUUUCGCUCGCUCCUGUCGUCGGGGCGACAGUUUACAUUUUGGCGUUUAGAGCUGAGAUGUUUGCACGGCGCUGAUCUUUCAAACAUCACGACGUGUUUGCUCACUCACCCCCGCGGUCCCUCUGAAGCUCGGCUCGAUACUCCGCAAACACUCUCAAAUGUCAGCGCAGAUCUUCUCCUGCUCCCACCGCCUCGCCUGGUUUCCUGGUCUCUCUGAUUUGUUUGUCCCUCCCCGGUCUCCCUGUCUCCCGUUCUCGGCCGUCCUCACCUGAUGUCCCGCUCUGUCUCCCCCAGGUGGUCUCCAUGGGUCUGUACGUGGGUGAACAGGCGUACCUGAGGAGCAGCUGGAACGUCCUGGAUGGUUUCCUGGUCUUCGUGUCUCUGGUUGACAUCGUCGUGUCCAUGGCGGGCGGAGCCAAAAUCUUGGGGGUCCUCAGGGUCCUCAGGCUGCUCCGAACGCUGCGUCCCCUCAGGUACAGACCGAGCUCCACAUCUGAAGUCCAGUUUAGUUUUGUUGAAGGUUUAGUUCUGGACCUGGUUUUUCCUUCAUGAAGGGUUCCGGUUCUUCUCGUCUCUCCUCAGGGUGAUCAGCAGAGCUCCAGGUCUGAAGCUGGUGGUGGAGACCCUCAUCACCUCCCUCAAACCCAUCGGAAACAUCGUCCUGAUCUGCUGCGCCUUCUUCAUCAUCUUCGGCAUCCUUGGAGUCCAGGUAUGAGGGUCACAUGAUGUUUAUGUAAGGCCCGGUCCAGACUCCUCUCCUGCGGUCAGGGUCCACAGAGACCCAUGAGGAGCUCAUUCUGGUUCUUCUUCUUGUUUCUCUCGCAGCUUUUCAAAGGAAAGUUCUUCUACUGCUUCGGCCUCGACGUCAAGAACAUCACCAACAAGUCGGACUGUCUGCAGGCGAACUACAAGUGGGUCCACCAUAAAUACAACUUUGACAACCUGGGACAGGUGAGCUCCUCCUCCUCCUGGUCUGGGUUCUCUGAUGGUCUGCAGUUUAACAGGAAGUCUUUGUCCUUCUUUGGUCCUCCAGGCGCUCAUGUCUCUGUUCGUCCUGGCCUCCAAAGACGGCUGGGUCAACAUCAUGUAUCACGGUCUGGACGCCGUGGCUGUGGACCAGCAGGUAAGACCUCACAGACUCUGCAGGAUGGAGAUCCACUUCAGGAGGACUUCUUCUCUGACAGCGUGAACCUUCUGUCCUCCUCAGCCCGUCAUCAACAACAACCCCUGGAUGCUCCUCUACUUCAUCUCCUUCCUCCUCAUCGUUAGCUUCUUCGUCCUCAACAUGUUCGUCGGCGUGGUGGUGGAGAACUUCCACAAGUGCCGUCAGCACCAGGAGGUGGAGGAGGCCAAACGGCGGGAGGAGAAGCGUCAGCGCCGCAUGGAGAAGAAGAGGAGAAGUAAGUGAGAGGAGACGGGGGAGGAGCUGUCUUUGCUCUCCUGGAGGAGCUUCUUAGUUUGAUUCAGAGUGAAGUCAGAAUGUGGAUCAGAUAGAAAGACCACUGAGAGGACCUGGAUCUGGACUUGGAGCUGGACCUGGUUUUGGCUGAAGACCUGGUUGGAUGACCUCCUUUAGUUCUUGUUGACAGAGGAGCUGAUCAGGACGCUCCUGCGCCGGUCUCUGAUUAGGUGACCUGAUGAACGUGUCGAUGAUGACAUCCUGACGCCCUGACAAACUCGACGUUUCUCUCUCUGCUCCAACAGAAGCCCAGAAGCUGCCGUACUUCUCCAGCUACGGUCCGGUCCGCCUGUGGAUCCACACGCUCUGCACCAACCACUACCUGGACCUCAUCAUCACCUUCAUCAUCUGCAUCAACGUCAUCACCAUGUCCCUGGAGCACUACAACCAGCCUCACGUAAGUGUGUGUGUGUGUGUGUGUGUGUGUGUGUGUGUGUGUGUGUGUGUGUGUGUGUGUGUGUGUGUGUGUGUGUGUGUGUGUGUGUGUGGGAGACUGAAUGUAUGCAUGAACGUUGGAGCUGCUGUGAAUGAGAGCGUCUCUCUCUGCCUCUGGCUGCUUAAUUUUACUCUACAAACAACAGGAACUCGUCCAGCUCUAUAUUUACAUCUGCCAACACACACACACACACACACACACACACACACACACACACACACACACACACACACACACACACACACACACACACACACACACACACACUCUCUUUUUACCUCUCUCUCUCCAGUCUCUGGAUCUCGCCCUGAAGUACUGCAACUAUUUCUUCACCUCCACCUUCGUGUUGGAGUCGGUGCUCAAACUCAUCGCCUUCGGCUUUCGACGCUUCUUCAAGGACAGGUACAGAGUGUGUGUGUUUGUGUGUGUACAGGUGUGUUUGUGUGUGUACAGGUGUGUUUGUGUGUGUACAGGUGUGUGGUUUCUCCACCUGAGGCCUGCUGGUCCUGAACCCUGUCCCUCCUCAGGACCAGUCUGUGGUCCUCGCUCUAACUGAAGUAGGAAGAUGAAAUGAAGGUGGAAUAAAAACCAACAAAGAGCAGAUCAGCAGUUCAGAGCGAUCGGCUCUUAUGAAGCUCUUCUCCUGCUUUGAUCGUCGUAAAUGAAAUCAGAGUCAGAGCUUUGAUGAGAGAGAGGAUUAGGAAGGUUUGAGACGGCUCUCUUAUUACCUCGACUAAUCCACGGAGUGGAACGAACACGAUCUCAUGUCAAAUAUCAUCACAGUCAGUCAGUCAGCCAAACAGUCAGUCAGUUAUUCAGUCAGUCAGUUAUUCAGUCAGUUUAUUCAGUCAGUUAUUCAGUCAGUUAUUCAGUCAGUCAAAGACCACCUGAUGGAGGAUUUUCAGAGCGGUUUCAGGGUUUUCAAUCUUUAUUUCAUCACAACAAUCGUUUGGUUUCACCUGCUGAAAUCAGACCUCAUUUAUUCUAAUCCUCAUUUAUUCUAAUCCUCGUUCAUCCUCAUCGUUGUUCAUCCUCAGUUACUGUCAUCCUCAUUUAGCCACAUUCAUCCUCAUCCUCAUCCAUUCUCAUCCUCAUUCAUCCUCAUUCAUCCUCAUUCAUCCUCAUUCAUCCUCAUCCAUUCUCAUCCUCAUUCAUCCUCAUCCUCAUCCUCAUUCAUCCUCAUUCAUCCUCAUUCAUCCUCAUCCUCAUCCUCAUUCAUCCUCAUUCAUCCUCAUCCUCAUUCAUCCUCAUUCAUCCUCAUCCUCAUUCAUCCUCAUCCUCAUUCAUCCUCAUUCAUCCUCAUCCUCGCUGACUUCAGUGUUUCCAACAGAAGUUGAAGUCUGAAUAAUGAGCCUCUAAAAUCCCUCAAAGCUUCGUUUUCUCUCGUCUGAAGCUCCUCAGACUUUUACCUCUAAAAUAUUAAAAAUGUAAAAAUACUGAAUUAUUGUGCAGCAGUGAUCAGCUGACUGAGCGGACUGAGUUUUAAAGAGGAAUGAGAAAAGCUCUAAAAAAAGCAGGAUGGUAAAUAAAGGCGUUUACCAUCCUUCAAUACGACGUUUCUCAUUAGAGGGAGAGAAGGAUGAGGGAGUUAACUCUGCGCUGAUGAGAGUUAAAUGUCAUUGACCUGUUUAAGUCGGUGAAGAGGGAUGAUGGGAAGAGACUGUUAGAGGAGGAGAGAGGAAAUGGAGGAGAGGAGGCGGCGGCGGCGGUGAAAGACAGACGGAGGCGAUGAUGAAAUGAGGGAGAGGAGUGUGGGUACAGAGAGGAUUCAUCACGGGGUUAUCGGGCGCCGCUUUGUCUCUUCUUCUGUGGUGUCAGCAGCAGCAGCAGCAGCAGCAGCAGCAGCAGCAGCAGCCCUGAGCUCUUACUUUGAUUUAUAAGCUGGGUUCACUAUCGGGCCAGAUGAAGAACUGGGUCAAUGGAGUAGUGAGUAACACACAAACACACUGCCACAUAUGCAGCCUGCUGUCAGUCUGCAGGUGUGUGUGUGUGUGUGCGUGCGUGCGCGUGCUGCUUUACAGUCGGACAGGUGAGCUGCACACUGACUGAGAGUUAAAGGAGCAGUCUGUAUAAAACAGACCUCAUCAGAGACGUCUGCUCUUCAGUCAGGAUUCAGUCCGAUCUGAUUAUUCUGGUUCUGAGUAAAGUGUUCCUGGAUCGGAUCAGACCAGGACUCAGCUCCUCAGUCCUUUACGGCUGCUGCACCGACUGUUUCCUGCUGUAAAAGGAGAAGAGGAGGUGCAGUGAAACAGAGGGGAACAACGCCGUUCAUGGCGAUAAAGAGGAAGAGGAGACGCUCUUGUCAUUGGGCGUUUAACGGAGAGAGUUCGGCAGGCGUGACGAAUGAAUCGCUGCUGCCAAGGGUUUUAGUGCCGAUCCGAUAGUCACCUGAUUUACCACGGACAGUAAAAACUCACACAGUUAAAGACCACUUAGGUUAUUUCACCGAGACGUAUCUUUGUUGAGUGUCCUCCAAGAAAAAGGGAGGAGGGGGACUGAGUUACCUUCAGAGGAAACUCAGAAGGCAGGGAAGAUAAACGUCCUCCAGGAGGUCUGCAGGACAGAGGAGGAGAGAGGAGCUCAGAGCGGCUGGACUGAAGUUUAACGAGAGGACAGGGAUCGAGAGGUUAAACGAGGAGGAGAAGGAGUUAAAGUUUAGCGUCACUUUCUCCUGAUUCUUGAACAUCUGUUCCACGUCUGAUCUCCAGCCUCAGGAGGAAACAUCUCACAGGUUAGUUCUCCGUUUGACGGGUUCAUCAGGAGCUUUAAGGGCUGAAGAACGAGAGGAUGACGAGAAGGUCUGAGGAGACUUCAGCGUGACAAAGGGAAAGUGUUUUUUUUAAACACUGAGUGUGUGUGUGUGUGUGUGUGCUUGUGUGUGUGUGUGUGUGUGUGUGUGCUAGGUGGAACCAGUUGGACCUGGCCAUCGUGCUCCUGUCGGUGAUGGGAAUCGUGCUGGAGGAGAUCGAGAUCAGCGCCGCUCUGCCCAUCAACCCGACCAUCAUCAGGAUCAUGAGGGUUCUGAGGAUCGCUCGAGGUACAGACAGACAGACGGGGACAGACAGAGACACAGACAGAACCACAGACAGAGACAGACAGAGAUACACCUUUACACAGUUUAAAGUUUCACAUUUCAUCUGCAAUUGAACCAAAAUAUCCACUCUGACCUCCACUCCCUCUCUCUCUUUCUCUCUCUCUCUCCCUCUCUCUCUAUCUCUCUAUCUCUCUCUCUCUCCCUCUCUCUCUCUCUCUCUCUCUCUCUCUCUCUCUUCUCUAUCUCUCUAUCUCUCUCUCUCUCUCUCUCUCUCUCUCUCUCUCUCUCUCUCUCUCUCUCUCUCUCUCUCUCUCUCUCUCUCUCUCUCUCUCUCUCUCUCAGUGCUGAAGCUGUUGAAGAUGGCAACAGGAAUGAGAGCCCUUCUGGAUACGGUGGUUCAAGCCCUGCCUCAGGUACACACACACACACACACACACACACACACACAGACACACACACACACACUCACACACACACACACACAGCUCUUUGUCUUGUGUCCACUUUCAGCACCAUGGAGAGCUGGACCCCCACUGUGGGAGUGGCCGGGUUCAUGUGGUCGCAGAGUCAAGUUUAACUUCCUGUUUAGUGACGCCAUCAUAGAUGUACCAGAGGAGACAGUCUCUGUGUGAUCCAGAUCUGCUCACAGAUCAGCACCUCAGACUUAGAGGUCUGAUUAUACGGGCUGAGUCCAGAUAGGCUGAGUCCAGUCCUGCAGACAGCAGGGUUGAGUCCAGUCCUGCAGACAGACGGGUUGAGUCCAGUCCUGCAGACAGCAGGGCUCACAGUUUUACCUGCUGACCACCAGGAUGGAGUAAACAGUAGUGAGGAGUUGAUGUAGAGAGAGCAGCCUCCUGGUCUUGGUCUCCUAUUGAUCCCCCUCUCAUUAACACUGAGGCCUCUGCUCCGUCCCGAGGGGGCCAGGGGAGGUAAUUAAAACCGGGGCUAAUGAAACAGUUCCUGGAGGUCUCACUCUGCAUGUUCAUGAGUCUGACUUCACCUGCCUGAGAGAAACCGGAGGCUGUAGUUCUGUCAGUGUGGCUGCAGACAUCACAGAGGAUUUGGGGGUCUCUGGUGGUCUCAACGAAGACUCUAUGAUCCAGAUAUUAUUAUGAUUAUUAUAUAUAUGUGAUCAGGUUUUCCUGUGUGUGUGUGUGUGUGUGUGUGUGUGUGUGUGUGUGUGUGUUGCAGGUGGGUAACCUGGGCCUGCUCUUCAUGCUGCUGUUUUUCAUCUACGCCGCCUUAGGAGUAGAGCUUUUUGGAGAACUUGGUGAGUCCACGUUUGAAGUUUUUCCAUGUGACCCGGUGAAGAGAUGACCAGCGCUGUUGGAUGAUAUAAGUUCUCCUCUGGUGGUCCGGUUGGCUCGGGGUUGUAUGGCAACCCCACUAGGACAAACCUCUCUAAAGUUCUGCUCCUGUUUACUCUCUGACCUACAGCCAAUCACAAUCUGGAAUCAUAAUCAUACAGCUGAACAGCCAAUCAUGUGACCCCGAGCAGAUCUGACCAGCCGAGCACACCUGGGUCCUGUGGUGGACCUUUAAACCAUGUGGACUCAGUAUUUGGUCCGUCUGUGUAGAGACCGAUUAAAGUCCUCAGUCCAGGUUCAGACAGUGAUCUCAGGAUCCCGUUAAGGAUCUGACUGUAGAGGGUCUUACUGUAGAGGACUCAGCGAAACCAGCUGAUGGUCUGAGGUAGGGCUGGGCGAUAAAACGGUAACGAUGUACUUUAAAAAGUAUCGAAAAAUUCCUUCAAUAUCAAUGUAAAACAUGCUCUUCGAUAGUCGUCAUUCUGCCAUGUUUUGGUAGAUAUACCAAUAGCCAAUGAAAAGGGGAGUUGCUCUGAGUCUGCUUUGCGCUGAACCAAUUGUGCUGAAUUAGAACCAAGUAGCAAAAACCUGCGUCAUAGCAGACAGCAGCUACACCCAACCAUAGCACUUUAAAAAAUGCUAUGAGUGCUACCCCCGACAGAAAUGACCAUGAAGGCUCAACAGAUGACCACAUCAAUGUCAACCACAACACUGGCGUUAGGAAAACGUCGGUGGUGUGGAGGUAUUUUGGUUUUUGGAGGUCGGACAUGAAGCAGAGUAAUGUGGACUGUAAAUUAUGUCGAGUACAUGUUCUCACAAAGUCGGGGAAUACCUCAAAUCUUUUUCACCACCUGAAGCAGCGCCACGCCGCAGAGCACGCGCAACGCAAGAAAAGACAUGCGACCAAUAAACACUGUUAAAUUUCAUUUUUUUAUAUCCUGAUAUUGAUCGGUUUCGACUGAUAUUAACUUUUUCCCGUAUCGCCCAGCCCUACUCUGAGGUUUUCAUGGAUCAUGAAGUCCUCCUCCUCGGUCACAUGGUGUUAGUAGAUGUUCCUGCAGUCCUCACAGUCGGACCUUUAGAGGAUCUCUGCAGAGCGUCCUGUCACACUGUGUCCACACUGGACCGGCUGGUUCUGGUUCUGAUCCGGCUCAGCGCCUCUGCAGGUUCUGACAUAUGAAGUCUUGAGUUUGAUUCUGAAGUCUGUUUUUUUUUAUCCACCUCCUUCCUCCAUCAUCCUCAUCGUCUGUCCAUCACCUCACUUCCUGUUUACCUGUGACCUAAUACCCCACCCCCCAUACUCCUCAGUUUGCAAUGAAGACUACCCCUGUGAGGGGAUGAGUCGGCACGCCACCUUUGAGAACUUUGGCAUGGCCUUCCUCACUUUGUUUCAAGUCUCCACGGGCGACAACUGGAAUGGCAUAAUGAAGGUACGGCGCUCCGGAAAUCUGCUGACUCAGCAGUCACGGGUUUUUCCUGCUGAUGGGAAGACCGACACACAAACACACAAACACACACCCACCCAGAGCAGCUCUCAGUCCGCCUGCACACCCCUCAGGCUGCAGACCAUUAAACUCACACAGGAUACAGGCGGCGGAGACAGUGGCACGCCGUGAUGUAAAGCAGCACGCCGUGAUGUAAACCAGCAGGCCACAGACGCGCCCUCACAGCGUAAAUCUCACUCAUUUUAGCCGUCAGAUUACCGCUGUGAGUGAGGGAGUGUCUCCUCAGUUUAACAGGGAGCAGGUGAGGUGGGCUGUGAUUGGCUGAGAGGGAGGAUGGGGGGGGGGGGGUGUAAGAGAUGGAGGAAGGGAGGAAGAGAGGAAGGGAGGGAGCGAGGAAGGGAGGGAGGGAGCGACUGUAAUAAGAGAGCAGACAAGAGGACAGGUAGGAGGUCAAAAUGUGAUCUGGGAUUAUCCCUCCUGUCCUUAAAGGAGAAACCAUCAGAGAGAGAGAGAGAGGUAAUAAAAGAGAGAGAGAGUAAAAGAGAGAGAGAAGAAAGAGAGGGAGAAGAAUAGAGAGAGAGAAUGAAAAAGAGAGACAGAAUAAAAGAGAGAGAGAGAGAGAAUAAAAGAGAAGAGAUGUUAUCAGAAGGACAGUUAGACGUCUAAAGAAGGAGGAGUAGAUGUUGACGCAGGAGACCUGACCGGACUGAAGCUGUUCUGGGGGGUCAGACUUAGAGAGUCCACCUGAACAGGAAAACCUGAAGCUGCUGUCUGCUGUGGAGGAAACUGAUGAAGAGGGGGAUCAUUGGAGGAGUUUUUAGACACAGAGAGGAGAGGUUUUAGACUUUUAGACCCGACAGAAACCCGGGUCUUGGUCUAGGCCUACCAAAGCUGGAUCAGGACCAUUCAGGGGCUCUGUAGUAGAAGAGUUUUGCUGCUAUCUGGACCCUGACUUACUGAAGUCCUGGAUCAGUUUUAAGUGUAGAUGGUUCUUUCAGGGUUGUAUGUUGCUGUCACCCUUCCUUCCCUCCUUCCCUCCUUCCCUCCUUUCCUAACCCUUGUCUCCUCUUACCUCCAGGAUACAUUGCGGGAGUGUCCACCUGACCACGGCACUGACGUGGACUACGCCUGCAAUCCCAGCCUUCAGUUUAUCUCGCCCAUGUACUUUGUCUCCUUCGUGCUCACCGCCCAGUUCGUGCUCAUCAAUGUGGUGGUGGCCGUGCUGAUGAAGCACCUGGACGACUCCAACAAGGAGGCCCAGGAGGAGGCGGAGAUGGAUGCAGAAAUUGAGCUGGAGCUGGCCCAGGGCACCCUCUGUUGCAUGGGCGCCCCCGGCUGCGGGGGUGCAAAGACAACGGAGAAAGGACUGGUGGUUUCUGGACCGGGUCCUGGAGGGACAGCGGGGGGGAAGGAGAGGGGAGGGCCCAGAGGAGACCAGGGAGACGGAGGGAAGAGGACGGCACUGCACACAGCAGCUACGACCCCGCAACCAGGAGGGUACAACUCCAGAGAGUCCAGCCUGUACUCACCAGCACAAGUGAGUGUGUGUGUAUCAGUGUGUGUGUGUGUGUGUGUGUGUGUGUGUGUGUGUGUGUGUGUGUGGGAAGUGUGCAGGUUUUCUUAUGCUUGCAUCCUCGUAGUGUGAAAGUCGGUUUCUCUCUGUGUUUCUGUGUUUGUUGGUGUCUGAGAGCAGGGAUGUCUCACCACAGAGAAACCAGUACACUCUGCAGAGUCCAAACCAGUCUCUGCUCCAGAACCAGAACCAGAACCAGGUUUAUCCUCAAGUAUAAGAGAUAAGUCCCACUGAAGACAGAAUAACCCCCAAUUUCGACUGCAUCCAGAACGGCGGCAAUUUAUGCCAUCAACUAAUUCCUACCGGAUCCGUUAUUGAGGCGAAAUUCAUGGCGGUCAUGGACAGCGGGAAUCGCGAGAAUUCACAAGAACCCACAGAUUCACAUUCAAUCGCGCGAUAACAAGUUGUCUCUCUAAAGACAGACACAUAGACAUAUAAGCAGUAGAUUGUGUCCUUCCAGAGGAGGAAAUCUACUUCUAGACUUCUAGAAUCAGCAUCUCCUCAUCCAUGGUGUCAUCGGGGUGAAAUGACGUCUAAAAACCUUUCACUUGUUCGUCUCCGCCCGUUUGCAUGGUGUGAAAUACGAUCCUCCUGAAACACGGAGUGUUUUAUUUUGAAAAGAAGCCGGAUGUUUUAUUUUGUGUCUGUGCCCGACUUCCUUUCCAGCACGGGUUAAUCUGCGCUGAAUUUAUCCGCCAUGCUCCGGCGUCCAGAAAAAAUAGAACUCUUGUGAUCAGCUGAGGAGUCCGGCGAUCCGCAGAGGAACGGAAAGAAGUCGGUGUAAAUUGACACGUUAACUUGAACGAUCAGCUACGAUCGGAGGAUACGACCUUUUAGGAGACGAUCAGGAUGAAGGUGGAAGUUGGGGGUAAUCAGUAAUCAGAGCAGCAGGAAGAGAAAAAAACUUCAACGAUUAAAAAAACAAAAAUCUGUUCUCUUCAGAACCAUCCACAGAGGGUCCUGAUCGGUCCAGUUCUGUAUCAGAACCCCUUCAGCUCAGUCUCAUGGAGACAUCCCUGCUCAUCGUGUUGGUUUGUGUUUCUCCGGCUGCCUUCUCCUCACACAUCAGGAGAAAAUGACAAACUGGAUUCACGAGUCUGAAGAAAACAAAGGAGGUAAACAAAAUGGCGGCGCGCUCUGAGCGCCGUUCUGACAUCAGAGAGAGAGAGAGAGAGAGAGAGAAGCUUCGCUGUGAGUCUGACUGACAGCUCUCUUUUCUUCAGCCCCUCUGUAACAUGGAGGAGGCUAACGAGGUUUGGAGCUAACGAGGCCGAGGCCUUCAGACAGAGAGGGUUAUGAAACAGUCAGCAAACCUGCAGGUCUGCUCAGACCUCAUGGGGGGUUCAGAGUGAUUUAAGACCAUGUAUUAGUAUAAUAAUCUAAUAAAUACAACGGAGAAUAAGGACCAUAUUAAGAAUAAAAAAAGCUUUUUAAGACUUGGAGAUUAAAGUCGUUACUUAGAGGAAUGAAGUCAUAAUUUAUGAGACUGAAGUCGUAACGUUACCUGUUAUUUUAGAGGAGAGUCGUUAAAAUGAGGCUGUGGAGCAUUUAGAUUAAUUGUACUUCAGUAUAGGUUUCACAAACAUGGAGAUACUUCAUCCUUUGGUACAUCAGCGUUACACUGUCAUGAGUAUCAGAACUUAUCAAUAUCAUAGAUCUUUGAUUUAUCAGAUGAGUCGAUGAGGUGUCGAGACCUCUGCAGGUGAAGGUCACUGACUUACUGUAAUCAUCGGGUUUUCUUUCAUCUUUCUGAACCUGCUUCAUUUCGGCGAAUGUCCAUCUUCAAAAUCUACCCGGAUACAGGAAUGCUACUUUUUAAUUGGCUGUUCAGUAGAUAUAGUUUAUUUGAUUGGCUCGUGUGUGGCACGCAGCUUCUGAACUCUCAGGGGAACUGACUUGAUUCCAACUUGGUGGACGUCACCGUGGUCGUUUAACGUGUGAGCGCGUGUGGGGAUGGGUGUGUCACACGCCCUGAUCUCCAUUCCACCACACGCUCAGACCAGAUUCAGUUCUGGAUCGGUUCUUCUGUAUUAUUGUAGGUUAGUGAGCUCGGAGGACUCACAGGAGACCGUCUGAACUCAGGUGACCUCAUUACUGUCUGACAGCAGAGCCUCACCUGUCCAUCUGGACUUCGCCAUUAUUAGUCAGAGAGGUGAGUCAUCACCUGUGGUCAGGUGACUCACCUUUAGAGCUAAAGCUAGCACCAGGGAUCCGGUUUUAGCUCCGGGUCUGAACCCAGCAUCAGCUGACCCAAGACCAGAACAGAACCAGGAGAGAACACUGGCAGUUUCCUCCCUCCUUACCUCCUCCUCUCCUCUGUCCUUACCUCCUCUCCUACUCCUCCUUCCUUAACUCCUCCUCUCCUCUCCUCCCCUGUCUCCUUACCGCCUCCUCUCCUCCCUCUCUCUCUGUCUCUUGAUCGCCCCUUCUUUUACUGUCUGUCUAUAAAGUGACGAUGAAAUGAAUUCAGGGCACAGGUCCUUGGGUUAGUGUGUGUCUGUGUGUGUGUGUGUGUGUGUGUGUGUGUGUGUGUGUGUGUGUGUGUGUGUGUGUGUGUGUUAGUGUGUGUGUAUGUGCGUGUGUGUGUUUUAGUGUGUGUUUGUGUGUGUGUGUUAGUGUGUGUGUGUGUGUGUGUGUGUGUGUGUGUGUUGUGUGUGUGUUAGUUUGUGUGUGUGUGUGUAUGUGUGUGUGUUCGUUAGUGUGUGUUAGUUAGUGUGUGUGUGUGUGUUUUAUUGCGUGUGUGUCUUUUGUUAAACCCUCUUCCCUCUUUAAAUUGAUCAGAAUGAUCAGAUCUGAUUCCUUUAUUGAUUGACGCCGUUGUGAUCAGAUCAGCUGUUAAAAUCAUCAGUUAGAUUCAUUUUUGACGCACGUCUUUAAAAACUAACAUGACCAUGAAAAUGUUCGUCGGUCCUUUAAAGUUCAAACUGAAACUGGCUGAUCCUGAUCUUCAGGGCAUUAAAGGGAUAUUCUGGUGUAAAUUUAAUUUAGAGUCAAACCCACCGUAACACCGAGUUAGACCCCCCCUCCAGAGAUGAAUGUUGUCGACCGCUUACUUCUCUAGUUAUACCAACUUUAGUAACGACCGCAGGAUAGAAAUACAGAGAGGUCUGAGGAGCCAUAAACAAACCUCAACCAACUCACCUACUCUCUUCCAGCAGACGUUGUUUGCAGCGAGACUUCGUCCGAGACUUCGUCGUAGCGGUUAACGGUUGUUACCAUGGUUACAUGUGUUUAUCUGGUUCUGGCCCCGACUCAGUUCAUGCUAUCAUGACAGACAGACAUCUCAACACUAGAGUCUGGUCCUCUGCCUCUUCAGACUUGGAGAUAAUUGUUUCAGCAGAACUUCAAAUUGUCCAACAGACAUCCGAAAAAAGGUUCUGGAGCAACUGUGGUCCAGUUUCAGCUCCUGAACCGAGCAGAGAAACUCACUAAGUUCUCUUCUUUUUUCUAAUAUUGGAUCCACCCAUGAGCUAUGUUUCUGUUUCUCUGGAGAAAACUAAAGGAGGAACAAUUCGCCAUCACUUGAAAUUGAAGUAGACUCCGUUUUUGUCUUCUCGCUUCCACCCGGGACGCUGUAGCAUGGAAAGGGAAGGUCCCGCCCUCCUUCACCUCUGAUUGGCUGUAAAUGCUGACAGGGAAAAGUCUUCCCCGGGAUGCGUCUUUUUCCCCCUGGAAAGUCGCAAAAUCACAUCGGGCUUGAUGUGUGUAGUCAGGCACAUCAAAAUUCGCCUCUGAAUAUUUAGUUAUUUCAGGUUCUAUAUUUGCGUCGGCCCUGGUGUGAAAGGACCUGAAGGCAGAAGAACGACCGCGUCUGCAGAGUAAAAUGAUAAAUAUGUUGAUUAUUACUUCAAGGAAAUGAUAAAGUAAUGAUUAAUUUUAUGUCGGAAUAUCCCUUUAAAAACAGACUCUGCAUGGACUCAGAGUCACUUCAAAAGUAGGACCCCCUUUUACUCAUUUACUCAGUCAGUCAGUCACGCCCCCCCGGAGAAAAAAACUAGAAGUUGAAUGAUCAGCUGUUUUCGUCCUCACAGACGUUUUGUUUGUUUUCACGGCUCUAUAUCGUCUACAUCUAUAUCGUCUACAUCUAUAUUGUAGAAGCUGCCGUUUCAUAAGCCGAGGUGUUGCAGGUGUAUUUUUAUCCCUGGAGGUACAGUAACCUGUCUCUGGAUUUUUGUAGCCCCCUCAUUCUCCACGGUGAGCCGUGACUGAAGAGGGUGAGUCAGACAUGUGUGUUUGCAUAACGGCUCUAAGUAUAGAGCUGUGAGACAUAGAAGUGUUUGAUCAGAAUAGGACUGUGUGGGGUUUGAAGAGGAGUGACCUUGUUUCUCAGGAUCUUCUCCGAUAGAUCUGCUGAUGUAAUCCACUUAUUUCGAUUGUUGUGAAUGUGUUAGACCCCCCCCCCCCCCCCUCUGAUUGGUUUCAGGGGAAAACCAAUCUGGCAGACGAGCGCGGCGUGCAGCAGCAGGGAGGAUCACGGCAGCAGAAACAGCCCUGACUGAUUCGCUGUGAAUUGCUUUAAAGCUAAUAACAGCGAGAGCACAAAGCAAACGCUCCGAUCUUCAAUUGUUUCAGCGAGGUAUUGAACGGCUUAAUUGAGGCGAUCUAUCAGAGGUAAUUGCGGCGCUCGCUGCAGUUUCCUGAGGCGCCGAUAGUGAAAUGAUGUUUCUGUGCUAAUGAGGCUGGAAGUCCAAAGACUGAGGAGGAGUUUGAGAGCGUCAGGAUCUGUUCAGGUUCACCUGAGAGGGAUCUCUCUACCUGAAAUCUACCUGUGUGUGUGUGUGUGUGUCUGUGUGUGACUGUGUGUGUGUGUUUGUGUGUGUCUGUGUGUGUUUGUGUGUGUGUGUGUGUUUGUGACUGUGUGUGUGUGUGUGUGUCUGUGUGUUUGUGUGACUGUGUGUGUGUGUUUGUGUGUGUCUGUGUGUGUGUGUGUGUGUGUGUGUCUGUGUGUGUGUGUGUUUGUGUGUGUGUGUGUGUGUGUGUGUGUGUGUGUUUGUGUGACUGUGUGUGUGUGUGUGUGUGUGUGUGUGUGUGUGUUUGUGUGUGUCUGUGUGUGUGUGUGUGUGUGUGUGUUUGUGUGUGUCUGUGUGUGUGUGUUUGUGUGUGUCUGUGUGUGUGUGUGUGUGUGUGUGUGUUUGUGUGUGUGUGUGUGUGUGUGUGUGUGUGUGUGUGUGUGUGUGUGUGUGUGUGUGUGUGUGUGUGUGUGUCUGUGUGUGUGUGUUUGUGUGACUGUGAGUGUGUGUGUGUCUGUGUGUGUCUGUGUGUGUGUGUGUGUGUGUAAGUGUGUGACUGUGUGUGUGAGUGUGUGUGUGUGUGUGUGUGUGAGUGCGCACAGAGACCAUCUUUAACUCUUCCUCUGGUGUAUGCGUUUCCCUGCGUGUUCUCUGUCCUCGCAUGUCCGCAUGUUGCACAUGUUUUCGCCUGCGUGCAAUUCUGGUCUGCGGCCUGCGGCGUCCCGUGCGUGUGUGUGUGUGUGUUUGUCCGUGUGUGUGUACGUGUGUAUGUGUUCCAGGAGAGCCAGUGGCUGGACAGUGUAUCUCUCCUCAUCAAGGAUACGUUGGAGGGUGAGAUGCUGAUGAUCGACAACCUCUCCGGUUCGGUCUUCCACCACUACUCCUCUCCUCCACCUGUCUGCAAAGACUGCAGGGGCCACGCACUCGAGGUACCGCCCUGACAACGACGCAUGGAAACACACACACAAACACGUGCACACACACACACACACAGUUAAACCACACGUGUGCUGCUCUCAGUCUUAACACCGAUCAGCUGACCUCGUUUCAUAAACCACUUUCCCAGAUAUUUGACGUCCUGAGAGGUGCAGCCUGAUUAAAGAUGGCCGCAGGUGGAAACAAACUCAGACGGUUUGAUGCAGAUUUGGAACAAGUCCCAGAAAAUAGUGAAGGCAGAGACAAACAUCUGUCCUCCUCAGCGCAGAGGAGUGGAAAUAUUCAGGUGACCCAAACACAGAGCAGGGAGCGGUGUGAGUGCGCGGCGCUCAAACCAUCGUCCCCAUCCGCACGGUUUCUGACGCCGUCUCAGUCAGUUCGUUUCACAGUUUAAUCAGACUAAGAUCAUAAUUCAGACUUCUCUCCUCGUCCUCGUUUACAUGCAGCUGAGAAAACUGAAUUAUUGACGUGAACGUGUCCUCCUCCCCAACACUAGGGGGCGAUAUGGGUCUUUUCAGCGGCGCUGUUUCCGACCCCAUCCAACCGUCAACAACAACAGCAGGUCGGUGUCAGACGUCAGAAGUGUCUACAACUGCUGCUGGGCAUUUUGGAGAAACAAGAAGAUGGAGCAUCGUACAGCGUUGUUUUUGUCCGACAUGAUGGACGCGCUACUUUUUCUAAAGAGGAGACCAACGCUACUCCUCUACUCUGGGGUUUUGUUACGGGGGCGUGGCCUCAUACUCCGACUACGCUGGUUACAUGGUAGAGAAAAUCUAAUUCCAAUCGAAUUAUCUGGGCGUCUUAAUCAGAGUUUUUUAUAGACACCACCUUUAAUCGGAAUAAGGCGAUAAUUCGGUUAACUCGAGUGUCAUGGAAACGGACUGAGUGAAUUACUCUGAACUAACAAACACACACAGAUCAAUAUACACUAACAUUCAUCUACACAGGUACACACACACACACACCUUUACCUGAUGGAUGCAUGCUGACUCACAGCAGGAACAUCUGCAUGAUUCACAAACACACUGGGCUUCAUUCAUCCAACAAAGCAGCUGUAACAGGAAGUGAUGUCACCCCCAAUUUCCACCGUCCAUCAAUUCCUACCAGAUCCGUUUGUGAGGCGAAUUUCAUGUAUUUAUAUAUAUUUUGUCUCUCUAAAGACAGAAACAUAGACAUAUCAGCAGUAGAUUGUGUCCUUCCAGAGGAGGAAAUCUACUUCUAGACUUCUAGAAUCAGCAUCUCCUCAUCCAUGGUGUCAUCGGGGUGAAAUGAGUGUUUUAUUUUGAAAAGAAGCCGGAUGUUUUAUUUUGUGUCUGUGCCCGACUUGUCGGUGGAAAAUGACACGUUAACUUAAAUGGUUACGAUCAGCUACGAUCGGAGGAUACGACCUUUUAGGAGACGUGGAAAUUGGGGGUUAGCGUUCACGCUCUCUGCUGCAGGUGCUGUUGAAGGGUCAGAGGUCAGCCCUGAAUUAAACCCAUCACCCCUCCUCUGCAUGCACUAACUCUCUCACAAACACGCUCCUGUGUUGGAUGUAUCUGGGGUGUUUUGUUCACUGGAGCUCCUCCUUCUGUGCUCCUCCUUCUGUGCUCCUCCUUCUGUGCUCCUCCUCCUGUUCUCCUCCUUCUGUGCUCCUCCUCCUGUUCUCCUCCUUCUGUGCUCCUCCUGUGCUCCUCCUUCUGCUCUCCUUCUGUGCUCCUCCUUCUGUGCUCCUCCUCCUGUUCUCCUCCUCCUCUGUUGGUGUUGUCCUUCACUGUGAUGGAGAGCAGCAGGUCAGCUCAGAAGAAGAAAUAAGUGAUCUCUACACCGUCCUCACCUGUCAGUCCUCCUCUCUGCUGUCAAACCAUCUCCCUCUCUCUCUCUCUCUCUCUCUCUCUCUCUCUCUCUCUCUCUCUCUCUCUCUCUCUCUCUCUCUCUCUCUCUCUCUCUCUCUCUCUCUCCCUCCCUCUCUCUCUCUCUCUCUCUCUCUCUCUCUCUCUCUCUCUCUCUCUCUCUCUCUCUCUCUCUCUCUCUCUCUCUCUCUCUCUCUCUCUCUCUCUCUCUCUCUCUCUCUCUCUCUCUCUCUCUCUCUCUCUCUCUCUCUCUCUCUCUCUCUCUCUCUCUCUCUCUCUCUCUCUCUCUCUCUCUCUCUCUCUCUCUCUCUCUCUCUCUCUCUCUCUCUCUCUCUCUCUCUCUCUCUCUCUCUCUCUCUCUCUCUCUCUCUCUCUCUCUCUCUCUCUCUCUCUCUCUCUCUUUCUCUCUCCCUCUCUCUCUCUUUACUCUCUUCCAUCCAUCUCUGCCUCUCUGCCGUCUUCUCCGCCCGUCCGCCUCCAUCCUCUCAGUUCUCAGACUGUGUGUCGGUGUUUGUUGGAGGGCUGCUGCUCCCCUGCUGAGGGUUAUGUGUUCAGUCUUAUUGUGUGUUCAGGGACAGAGCGGCUCAGCGGGACACCUGGGUGACAGUAGAAAUACUCGUCAAGGCGCCGCCUCAUAAAGAGCUGAGAGCGGCCGCAGCGUGAGACCGGAGUCUGCAGGGAACCGUUCAGUGGAGCGGCGAAGGCCUUCGACUUUUAUGGAGGAGAGAGAGAGAGAGGGAGAGAGGGAGAGAGGGAGGUGUCCCUGCAGACGACACUACAACAGUGAUAGGAGGAGCAGGUUAGAGUUUCAGAGGCAGGUGGAGCAGACAGGGAUGGAGCAGCGAGGUCGUUUGGAGGUCGGAGCGCUGAGGUAGUUGGAGUCACAGAUGGUUGGUGGAGAUGGAGUUUAAUUUGAAGGAUUUCUGUUUCUCCGUCUGACUCCGCUGAUGGAGGAGGACGUCCGCUUGUUUCUGAAGGUGUUGUUUCUGGUCAUGUGACCAUGGUGGUAUCAGUCACGCCUCCUCUGACUGAAACAGUCCUCGCCUCGCCGCGCUCAGUCUGUGGUACUUCCUGCUGCUUCUCGCCUGUUCAUCUGCAGUCACCUUGGAAAACAAGUGUAGAAACUUUUCCCAUCAUCCCUUGGGGCUGAGUUUGGGAAGAGACAGGAGGUGGUGUGAGAGCGUGCUGAGGACUGAAGCUGUUCGCGGAGAGGCGUCAGACUGAGAGGACGAAAAAGGAGACGACUGCAGAGCUGAGCUUCUGAAUGAAUGAAUGAAUGUAAACAAAGAUGGACGCCGUGUAAAAGUGAAGUGGAGUCAAUUUGGGGGCGGGGCUUAUUCUGCAGCCCUGUGACUGUCAGUGCAGCCAUGUUUGAGGUCAGGAGGAUGAGGUUCUGCUUCACGCUUACACCGCGCUGCAGAUCCGACGAACACGCUCCUCAUCUCCGGCUCCUCCUCUCGCCGCUCUCGCCACGUUUCCUCCGAGCGUCUUUGUUCAAACUCUGUCAUUACUGUGAAUCUCUCCCUCCCCCCUGACAGGUGGAGUCCAGGUGCACCUGGUGAAGCUUCUCCAAACAAGGCGGAGGUUUUACACCGUACCUGCCAACACUCUUUUCAGACCUGUCACAAUCAGAAAUACUUUAAUAAUCCAAAAAGGGAAACUGCUUUAGUCUCAGUCACUCCAGUGGAAAUAAAGUAGAAAGAGGAGAAAAAUAAAAGAUAAAAUAAGUCAAAAUAAAGAGAAAUAUUCAGGUAUUUACAAUAGAAACAACACAAAUACUAACAUUGCCCAGAGGUGGGGGCUUGACGACUCGACUUGGACUUGAGUCCCGUUUUUGACUUGCUUGAUGAAAUCAAGAAAUGACUUGGACUCGCUUAGGACUUGAUUGCUAAAGACUUGAGACUCGACUUGAGCCCAGUGACACAAAAGUCAAGUCAAGUCUUUUCAAGUCACUUAAUAUUUUACAGCACAAAUCGUUUAAAAAGUGUUGCAUCAACUAAUAGUCAGGAGUUACAGCCGUUGGUAACACCGUGUCGUGUUGCCAAGUCUGCUUGUUUUUGGCUUGUUUCUGGAGGUCUGUUUCCUUUUUUCUCUCACCAAACUUGGCAACACCGUCUCAAACUCUAGUCUCCCUUAUAACGACAACACCGGGACGACUGAACAUAAAUCGCUCGCUGGUAUUUCCCGCCUGUUUCCCCGCGUCGCCUCGUGUUGCUCUUUUGUUUUGUUUUGGAACAGUGAAUUAGAGAAUCAGUUUAAUGUGAAAUCAUAUUUAAGUCUUCCUUAUUUUUCUGCACAUUGUCUAAGUUUCCAAUUAUUGAAGUUGAUCUGAUUAUUUUUUGUUGACAUGUAAAAUAGUUUGGUUAAAGCUGCACUAUGUAACUUUACACAAACAAGAAUCCUUGUUUAAUAAUAAAUGCAAAUAGUGAAAAAUGCUGAUUGAUGUAAAUCUUUACAGAUAACAAACAGUUUAUGGCUUUGAUAUGACCUGUUUUUGACUUUAAAGAAAUGGUAAGGACUUGGACUUGAGAGCAAAGACUUGAGACUCGACUUGGACUUGAACAUAAGGACUUUCCCCCACCUCUGUCGCCGCCCUCCUCCCGUAUUGUCAUUUCUCCAGAAUCUCCCGUAGUUUCGAUGGUCCACGUUCAUUCAUGAAUCCGAUCACUGUAUUUGUCCAAAGUUUCCUGAAGAUCGUCGUGUGUUUCUGCUGAGCCUCACAGACUUUGAUACUUUGACUUUACAGUUUGGGAUGAUUCAGGUCGGUUUAACUUUAUUUAAAGAGUGUUUGUUGUAAAAUGAAACUGAGCUGAGAUCUAAUAUUUACGUUGAUCGUCUUUCACCGUCUUGGAGUGAUGCGUUCAGGGCAGCCUCAGAGAAAAGAGUAUUUCACACACAGAUGUUCAGACAGACUUAAACAGGAGAGAAUAUAAAACAUUAAAAUCUCUCUGAUUUUAUAACCUGAACGUUGGCAGGUAUGUUUUUUCCACGCACGUCUGCUCAGCUCUGAUUGGCUGAUAACAGCGCCCCCGUCAGAUCAGUGUCUCCCAUCCUCUCAGUGUUUUAUCUGUGUACUCUCAGAUCUGUAGGUCCAUGAAGCUCACGUACUGCUGGACUCUAGACUAGACUCUGAUGUUCCCCGGCUGCUCCUGACCCGUCCCCCCUCCUGUGUUUGGACUUUAAUAACAGACGUGCGUUUUUGUAGCAGAUCAGGAUGGCAGAGAUCGAGCAGGCGUCACUCAAGUCGGAACAACUGUCGGACAAGUCCUCGUCCCCGGCCCUGCCAGAUGACCUCAGUCUGGACGAGCACACGGCCUACCAGCUGCUGGCCCGGGAGUGUAAGGUGAGUCCGAGCAGAGCGGGUCACGUCUUUAUGAAAGGUUCACACAGAUGUUCUCCUCAUGAAGAUCAGGACGCUGUCUGGAAAUCUAUAAUGUGGUUUUCCUGUAGAUAGAGAAGUCGGUCCUGUUUCCACGACUGUGUGUGUCUGCUUUAGUGAACAUCUCAGACUCUUCUGUGUCAGAAAUAAACGUGAUGAUGGUGAAUCAGUGACAGCAGUAAGAUCUCGGACCAGCAGAUACCGAGCUGCUGCUCUUAAAACCAUCUGUAGAAGAAGCCCCUCCCUCUAAAACUAUCUGUAAAUGGAGUUCCUCCUCUAAAUCCAUCUGUAGAUAGAGCUUCUGCUCUGGAAUCAUCUGUAGACAGAGCUCCUCCUUCUCUAAAACUAUCUGUAGAUGAAACCCCUCCUCUGAAACCAUCUGUAAAUGGAGUUCCUCCUCUGAAACCAUCUGUAGACCGAGCUCCUCCUCCUUUAAAACCAUAGGUAGACAAAGCUCAUCCUUCUCUAAAACCGUCUGUAGAAGAAGCCCUUCCUUUUAAACCAUCUGUAGACAGAGCUCCUCCCUUAAACCAUCUGUAGACGGAGCUCCUCCUCUAAAACCAUCUGUAAAUGGAGUUCCUCCUCCUCUAAAUCCAUCUGUGGAAGGACCUCCUUCUCCUCUAAAACCAUCUGUAGACGGAGCUCCUCCUCCUCUAAAACCAUCUGAAGAUAGACUUUCUGUUCUAAAACCAUCUGUAGACCGAGCUCCUCCUCCUUUAGAACCAUAGGUAGACAGAGCUCCUUCUCCUCUAAAAUCAUCUGUAGAUGAAGCCCCUCCUCUUAAACCUUCUGUAGACAGAGCUCCUCCUCCUUCCUUAAAUCCAUCUGUCUUCAUGAACAGCGUUAAACAUCUGUGUUGUUUAAAGGUGAUCAGAGCUUCAGUCCAGAGGGUCCUCCAUCACUGCAUCAGUACACCUCCAUAGUCAGACCUCCACCAUCACAGUCGACCUCGUUAAAGCUGAGGAGCCCCUCAGAGUUUGGACCGUCCAAUUAGAGAGCUCCUUGUUAAAAUGGAGAGGAGGAGGAGAAGAUGCUCCGACCACUGCAGGAGUCUCUUUUCAACUAAAAGUUCACGCUGCUGAACUUUCCAGUCCCACUAAUUUGUAGCCGACAUGUUUGGUACGGCUGUUCUUUGUCAGGCUGUUCCCAGGAGGGGGGGGGGGGGGGCACAAACAAUGGCUCUCUGAUGGUUUUUAUUCUUUCCAGGAAGCACAAAACAAACGAGCUCAUAAAACCCGGGGAGUCAUGGCUCCUCUCUCCCUCUCUCCUCUCGGAGAAUCAGGAGUCACUAUCAGGCCUUUGAGGAAUCCAGCGCAGACCCUCUCCUGAAUAAACCCGUCCCUGCUCCCGCUCUCCCCUCUCUGUUCUUCGUCUUUAUCUCUCCUGGCUCUCCUUUCUCUCAGACACUCCUCUGGUAAUUGCACACAUCCUCUGCACCUCCCUCCAGCCCCUCUAUCUCCACUCCUUAUCAUCUGUCCCCCCCUCGAUAUCCUCCUCAGUAAUGGGGGAACGCUCCUCGGUUCUGGAUCGACAGAUAAGCCAGAAACCAGCGAGCGGGUCUGUGGAGCCCAGCUCAUUAGAGGAGGGGGGACAGAGGGGGUCCAAGGUGAGGGGUAUUAUUGUUCAUUGUUUGGAGAGGUGUGUGUGUGUGUGUGUGUGUGUGUGUGUGUGUGUGUGUGUGUGUGUGUGUGUGUGUGUGUGUGUGGACGUGGGUGGCUGCCUGUUUAAAGAGGGCUCGGACUGAAUGACUCAGAGGAAUAAUACACUAAUGGAAUCACAAAGGCUCACACGUGCACGCUCACGCACACACUCAUAGAUGAUUGUCCCUGCAGGAUGGUCAUUAAAACGGCGAGGUAAGAGCAUUCAGAGCGUCCAGCUGCCGCUCCGUCUCACACUCUCUCUCGUUUAUCACUCUAUGGUCAUUAUCUCAAUGUGUAACAUUAAAGGGAUAUUCCGCCAUGAAAUUAAUUGAGGGUCAAACGCACCGGAACACCGAGUUAGACCCCCCCUCUAGAGAUGGAUGUUGCCGACCGCUUCUGUAGUUAAACCAACUUUAGUAACGACUGCAGGAUAGUGAUACAGAGAGCCACACACUCAAACAAAACGCCACUCUAUAGCCACAAAUAAUGCUCAGAACAGCACCUAACUUCAUCAACAGGACAUAUAGGGUCCUGUUGAUGGACCCUAUAUGAGUAUUAUAUUCAGAGUUGUUCUAACUCCUAAGAAAACAUAAACUUGAGCGGGGGCGUUUCUCCACUUCUGUAAGCUGGGCCAAUAAACUUCUACUGUAGUAAAAUAAAAAGGUAAAGGUGUUUUUAUUGAGCCAAAUUAUAAAUAAAAUUAUGAUUUUGUUAACAGGUAUGGAUUUAUGUGCUGUUGAGUUAAUAUAUUUAAACAAGAGCACGGUAAAGUUAAAUCAGCUAAUUUUCCAACGAGGUUCUGUUACUAAAUGGAACUACACCAUGUUCUACUGAGGUUAGUACAUAUAGGGUCACAGACAUAGUACUAGACACCAAACAUCUUUUUAACUUUGACUCAUUUCUUUAGCAAAGAGACUAAACACAACUCACCUACUCUCUUCCAGCAGACGCUUGUUUGUAGCGAGACCUCAGACCAGUCCAUUACGGACUACAGCGGGGUGCCGCAGCUCAAGGAAGAACAUUUAUGAUCAUUUCUUCAUGGAAAUACAAUCAGACCGAGACGCUAAGACAGAAGAACUACCGCGUCUGUAAAAUGAUUAAUAUGGUGAUUAUUACUUCAAGGAAAUGAUAAAGAAAUGAUCAUAAAUGUUCUUCCUUGAGCUGCGGCACCCCGCUGUAGUCCGUAAUGGACUGGUCUGAGGUCUCACUACAAACAAGCGGCUGCUGGAAGAGAGUAGGUGAGUUGUAGGUUUAGUCUCUUUGCUAAAGAAAUGAGUCAAAGUUAAAAAGAUGUUUGGUGUCUAGUACUAUGUCUGUGACCCUAUAUGUACUAACCUCAGUAGAACAUGGUGUAGUUCAGUUUAGUAACAGAACCUCAUUGGAAAAUUAGCUGAUUUAACUUUACCGUGCUCUUGUUUAAAUAUAUUAACUCGACAGCAUAUAAAUCUAUACCUGUUAACAAAAUCUUUAUUUUAUUGAUAAUUCGGCUCAAUAAAAACACCUUUACCUUUUCAUUUUACUACAGUAGAAGUUUAUUGGCCCAGCUUAUAGACUACAGAAGUGGAGAAACGCCCCGCUUAAGUUUAUGUUUUCGUAGGAUCAAUAGAUUUUAUGCGGGAAUAUCCCUUUAACAAUAAAAGGCUCUGCUGGAUCUUCAUCAGCUUUCAAAAGCAGAGAGCUGAUGUGGAUCUGAGACCAUGUUGGACUCUUGCACGCUCCCAGAGGCCUGGAGUUUUUUCUUUCUCCUGCUCCGUCCAGGAAUCGUCUUAAAUACGAAGCUAAUCCUCCUAAAGUCAAAUUCUCCCACUGCAGGAGGAAUAGGAGGUUAAAGCUGCAGAGCUACGUCCGUGAUUAUAAGCCUAACAGCGCCUCAUUUACAUCCCAUAAUUCCUCUGUUUUAAACCCCUUUGUGUUGGAGUCCAAACUCGCUCUUCAUGAAUCAGCUCCAGAGGUUUAGUCUAAGUCUGUCUGUAAUGUCAGAUCAUCUCCUCUCUCUCAGGGGAGGUGCAGCAGUGACUCCCGCAGCUCCGAGGAGGCUGGAGGAGGUGGAGGAGGAGGAGGUGGAGGGGGUCACUCUCAGACGGUGGUGCAGAGUCAGGUGCAGGGACUGGGACGCCCCUGCAUGGCCCUCAACGCAGGGACAGAGGAGGAGGCGUCACUGCAGAUGAUGGAGAUGCAAAUCCACCAACCACAUCCGUGCUCACCUCGCUGCAGCCCAGGUGAGGAACACGAGGAGAACCACGCUGACAUGAGUGUAUGUCCUCCUCAUGGAGGCGUCUCCAUCAGCAGGAGAAUCAAAGAUGGAGAAGGAGCUGACACUGACAUUUCUCCUCCUCUUCCAUCUGCCUGCAGAGUUCUUCCACCCUGCAGCUGCAGCCAUCCCUGCGCCUCCUCGCAGCAGGAGCCUCCGGCUGACACGGGGCCUCCGGCUGACCUCCCCCGCCUCCUGGGCUUCACUUCGCUCACCAGGGAGCCACAGCAAGAUGCUCUGCACACAGGUGAGGCGAGGGGAGGAGUUAUGUUCAUGAGCGCAGACAGAGGAGGGUUUAGGGGAGGAGUUAUGUUCAUGAGUGCAGACAGAGGAGGGUUUAGGGGAGGAGUUAUGUUCAUGAGCGCAGACAGAGGAGGGUUUAGGGGAGGAGUUAUGUUCAUGAGUGCAGACAGAGGAGGGUUUAGGGGAGGAGUUAUGUUCAUGAGCGCAGAUGAUGUUGUCAGGUGAAUGUGAAAACGAGCUGUACUUAUGUGCUCCUCACUCCUGCUCUCUCCUCCCUCUCCUCCCCAGUACCCCUCCCACAGUGACUCCUCCCUCGCCACAGGCAGCUCGGAGGGCAGCCUACAGACCACCCUGGAGGAGGGGCUUAGCUUCAGCGUCUCUCCGCCUCAGAACUUGGCGUUACCGUUGCCCACCGCUCAGCUGCCGCUCCCGCUUCCCAAAGACCGAACGGACAUUUGCUCCCCGGUCCAGACCCUGAGACCCAGGCCCACCCCGUCCUCAGCCCUCACCCUCCAGGCCACCAGGGGGCACCAGCGGAGCCAGAGCAGCGGGAGGGGCAGCACCAGCCCAGGCUACACCCGGGACGAUUCCAUCGACCCCUCAGACGAGGACCUGGGCAUCGUCAUCGGCUCGUCUAUCGGGGGGUGUGGUUCUAGCCAGGCGGGGAACAGCGAGCACUCGGAGACGCUGAGCAGCCUAUCGCUGACCUCGCUGCUGUCCCCCUCCUCCGUGGUGUACCCGGGGGGCGCCGUGAAGAAGUGCAACAGCACCGGCAGUCUGGACCAGGGGGGGCUGCUGCUGUCGUCCCGCUGCAGGGAGGGCCGCAGGGAGAUCCUGGGCCUGGAGCUCAUGGACCCUCAAGGCUUCUUGGCCAACCCCUGGACCGGAGUGUUAGCGGACACGCGGCGAGGGGAGGGGAAGGGCGAGGGCGAGCAGGGUCUGAAAGGGAAGAGCUCGAGCCAAACAACGGUGGGGGCGUGUCGGAAGAACAGAUGA
This is a messenger RNA of Xyrichtys novacula (pearly razorfish), 56875 nucleotides long. Lineage: Eukaryota; Metazoa; Chordata; Actinopteri; Labriformes; Labridae. The record is from the annotation of a GenBank genome assembly.